Molecule: messenger RNA, 48659 nt
Organism: Coregonus sp. 'balchen'
Lineage: Eukaryota; Metazoa; Chordata; Actinopteri; Salmoniformes; Salmonidae
Source: the annotation of a GenBank genome assembly
AUGUCAAGCAAUAAUACACAUUACUACGACGACAGCCAUCCACCACAGUACUACCAGGGCACCGACAACUUUGAAGGGGACGAGGAAGACGAGAUGCCGGCUACAGAGAAGGACCUUGCCGAGGAUGCGCCAUGGAAGAAAAUACAACAGAACACUUUUACCAGGUGGUGCAACGAGCACCUCAAGUGCAUCAACAAGAGCAUCCCCGACUUGCAAAAGGAUUUAGGCGACGGUUUAAAGCUUAUCGGGCUUCUGGAAGUUCUGAGCCAGAAGAAGAUGUACAGAAAGCACCACAAUAGACCCAAUUUCAGACAGAUGAAACUGGAAAAUGUGUCUGUGGCUCUUGAAUUCUUGGACAGGGAACACAUCAAGUUGGUGUCUAUUGGUAAGUGAUAAUUGAGCUUUUGGGGCAAUGUUUUAUUUAUUAUUAUUCAUCUUUGAGAGAGAGGGAGAGAGAGGGGCUGAGAGGGAGAGGAGGAGAGGGAGUUCAAUCUGGACAGAGGGAAUAACAGAACAGAACAACACCUGCCUCUUAUUCAUUUUAACAAAAUAUAUCAAAAUAAUAGCUUUUUUACUGAUUCAUAAAUCAAUUUUCUUUAGGUUACAAUAUAGACUAUACAGAAAUGAAUUCAUUAAUUAUUAAUUAAUCAAUGGAUAUACAUGAAUUAUAGACUGUCAGCGUCAUUUCAGAAAAUAUUUGUACUUCACAUAAUACACAGUAGAGUAAUAAUAUGUGUUUACACAAUAGUGGAUCUUAGAUUGACGACCACAUAUUAUUGAGAGACCGAUUUGAAUCAUUCAGCUGAGUGACUCAGCCUGAGUCUAAACAUCCAUCCAUACUACAGUAUUAUGGCACCUCUGUAAAUCCAGUUUGCAGUAGAGGUGCCUGGGUAAAAUCGCUGAGGAAGCCAAGCCAAGCCAGUAAAAAAGCCAUAUUAUGUUGUGAUAAUUAUGUUGUUUGCUCUAUAACCCAUUCGUUCAUACGCCACCGUGAAAUACAAUAAGGCCUAGACAACAAAAAGACAGCAGUCACACAGUGACAACAGCACAUACGUUUGUUUCAUCUCAAAACCGGAGAGCAACAUCUGUCCAGUGAAGUCCAUAAAGCAAAUAUUCCAUGUAACAAACAGUUAUAUCACCUGCAGCAUGGUCAAGGAAGAUUUUGAACCACAGAGUUACCGCAAGUCAGCACGUAGACAACAGGAGCACUGCCUCCGGUAUUCCAGCACCAUUUCAACUUAAACAUUUAAACAUCAUCAAAUCAACAACACUAUACAUGCUUAGUUUUAUACACUGAAAACAAACUUAAAGAUACCAAAAACAAUUUAGUCCAAUCAAUGUUGCUAAAUAUCAUGUGGCUGGCCAUGGCACUGAUUUCUCUGUGUGUGUGUGUGUGUGUGUGUGUGUGUGUGCGUGCACGUGAAAGUAAAACAAAACGGUCUACAGCUCUGUCAUACAGUACACUUUCAGUUUUAGUUGUCAUAGGCUACCUAGCUAAAAUGUUUGCUAGCCUAAAUUCCUUGCAUGGGCAACAAUGAACCAGCUAAGUUAGCUAGCUAGUUAACGUGAGCCUACUAAGCUACAUCUAAGCUACAUAUUGAACUUCAAUCAUCUCAGGCCAGUGGCACAACAUAUUAAUUUAUGGUUAGAUCAGAAUCGCCAUUAAAAUCAUUGGCCUGUACAGAGAAUUAAGUCAUCCAUGGCUUAGGAAAUUGACUUUAAGGACUGGACUGUAAGUGGAAGCAAUGAAGUGGGGGGCGGCAGGUAGCUUAGUGGUUAAGAGCGUUGUGCCAGUAACCGAAAGGUCGCUGGUUCUAUCCCAGAGCCGACUAGGUGAAAAAUCUGUCGAUGUGCCCUUGAGCAAGGCACUUAACCCUACUUUCUCCUGUAAGUCGCUCUGGAUAAGAGCGUCUGCUAAAUGACUAAAAUGUAAUGUAAAUGAAAGAGCUGAUUUAGCAAGCUAGCUACUGCAGGACAUCAACACAAGCUGACCAGAAACAGACAAGUUUUUCUGAAAAUUAUAUUUAGCUUAGGAAGUGAUUUGAUUGGUGUGAAGCCAAAUCCAAACUGGCCUCCCUUGGGGGGCGUUAAGCUGCAUCAGGAUAACCCACAGUUGAGCUCAGCUCAACGCUGAUUGGCUAAUUAUUUUAUAAAAAUGUUUAUCAAGGGAGGCCAAAUGCUUGCUGGCAUCAAUCAAUAAAAUGCUACGGCGGUAACAUGUUAUACUCUUUUGGUCCAGACAGCAUCAGAUACAUGGGCUACACAUACUAAGACAGAGGGGAGCUGUUUCCCUCGCUCGGAUGAUUUCUCCAGUGAGAUUCAGCCACUUGCGAAUUUACGGAAAAUUAUAUAAAAACACAGAGAGAGACAAUAUAUACAUUUACAAUUUUUUAUUUUGUAAAACAUUUUUUAUUGGUCAAAUAUUUGGGGGGGCCUGGCUUCCCUUGGCAUCCAUGAAUACACACCACUGCCCGUUUGUCAGGUGCUCUACUGAUGCAUGACUUUCACAAAGUGGGCAUGGGUCAGUCAUCUCUCUGGAAACUCUUACAGCAGAGGUGCCAUUGAGAUCACUGCCCCAUGUCAGGGCCAAGACUGAAGCCAUCCAUCCUGGACUCUCAAGGUUGCAAAUGUUUUACUCAAACUACUGUGGUAGGCAGUGGCAGGCCAUCGCUCUGGGCUCUGGAAAUUCAGCAGGACCAUGUGAAUGAGAAUGACACACAACGAUGCUGUGCACGCGUUCACAGACAGACACACACAACACACACACCCCUAUCACUCUGCACACACUCCACACCUCAUAAUCACACUCACUAAAGGUCAGAGGAGUGAAGCCAAGGGUUAAAGGGACAGGAAAUGGGUUUAUGUCGACAGCCACUAACUCUACGGCCUGCUUAACACUAAAGUAGCCUGCUGGUCCCAGAUCAGUUAGGGCUGUAUAGCCAAAUCCUAUGGUCAUUGUUUUGUAUAUCAGAGGAAUUAUGAGAAAGAUGAUAGGAGUUGGCUAUAAUGCAAAAACUGAUCUAGGACCAGGCUAGCUUAACAGUGGGUGCAUGGCCAGAAUCCUCCUGGGAUAGUGUGGAGGUUAUGAGGUGAGGUUUAGGCUGGCUGAAUGCAUGUGCGAUGUGUUAGGGAUAAUCAUAGAGGUAGCUAAACCCUGGGAUGAGUGAUUGAGGCAUAGAUGCUGAACCUUGGACUCUGUGGACCCUGUACUCCCUUAGCAGCAGCCACUAGAUAGACAUAGACACAUACAGUACUUCAAGUGGGCAGAGCUGGUUGCAAUAAUGUCAUUUUAUACUGGACAGGUUGUGUACUGGUAGAAUAAGCAGGGGACACACUUAGCAGUGGCUUUAGAUAAACAGUUAUCUCGGUUAACCCAGAGCUAAAAUCUUGCGUAACGGGACUAUGAGAAGAAACGGGACUAUAAGAAGCCUAGCUAGCGUUUUCCAGCCUCACAUUUCACUUAGGAGAAGGGUUAUUAAACCCAUGACAUUGGUGACUGAUUACUCUCCCCACAAGGCCCAGUGAAAUUCCCAGUGUAACCGUCGCUUUGAGCGUGUGGUUGUAAAGGGCACGGCAUGUGUGUCGUGAUGCCCAGGGGGACUCUCUAUGGAGAGCGACGGACCUCAUGCCUCUGGAAUGUCCCAGCAUCCUGCAGUAUAGUGUCAGCAAAGAGGUUAGGGGUCAUUCACACAAUGCCCACCUCGAAGUGAGUGUGUUGGGGAGUGACAGGCGGAGAAGGUGUCCAUACUUUCGACCUUGUCAGCUUGACAGAAACGGGACACGAUAACAGCAGCGCUGUCAUUCCUCUCCUGACGUCUGCCUCUUGAGACUUGAUGCAGCAGCACCAAGCCCCGGGUGAACAGUGAACACAAGCCUUUAAAUAACGUUUCUGUGUUGUCACAGCAACCUACGGAUACUAAAUGAAUUGAUACUGAGCACGUCACUGGCACACACUUUUUGCCAGAUGACUGUUUGACCACAUGGCACAUGGCUGUCCAUAAAACCUGAUAUGGCAGUAUUAAAACCACAUAAAGCCAUGCAGCCCCUCCACCACACCACACACCACAUGCCACAAAACACCUCCACUGGCGUAUGCCAGUCAGUAUAAUGGGCCUUAUCAAAUAGGGCCCAUUAGAAUAAAUAAUCAUAGACUCAGAAAUAAACAACUCACAUGACCAGCCUCUCCACUUGAUAUUGCCUACUAAUUGUCUACUGAUUGGUUGAUGAUAUCAUUGGAAACACUUACACUGAGUAUACCAAACAUUAGGAAAACCUUCCUAAUAUUCAGUUGCCCUCAGAACAGCCUCAAUUCAUCGGGGGAUGGACUCUACAAGGUGUCGAACGCAUUCCACAGGGAUGCUGGCCCAUGUUGACUCCAAUGCUGUGUCAAGUUGGCUGGAUGUCCUUUGGGUGGUGAACCAUUCUCGAUACACAUGGGAAACUGUUGAGCUUGAAAAACCCAGCAGCGGUGCAGUUCUUGACACAAACCAGUGCGCCUGGCACCUACUACCAUACCCAGUUCAAAGGCACUUCAAUCUUUUGUUUUGCCCAUUCACCCCCUGAAUGGCACACAUACACGGUCCUUAAUGGUUUGUAUACUCACUGUAUCUUCCUCUAUCUUAUUUACUACUAAACAUAGAAACCUGCCAUUUUCACAUAUGUUGAUGUUGGGGUGGUGCUGGAGAUUAUGAAUAUGAAGUUGAAAAAUUUCCCUUAUAUGUAUAUGGAAUGUAUUAGCCUUUUGCACAAUGGUUUUGGAUACACUUUACUCUCUCCAGUUUAUUGUCUACUCUUAAUCAAAGUAAGAUGUUAUUGUUUGGUUUAUGUAUAGUCUGUGAGUGUGGUUAGUUUUUAAGAGGUACCAAGAUAAUUGACUAUUCUAAGGAUACACUGGUUAAGUUUGUUGGCAUGAUUACUGGUCUUUUUAUUGUCCUACUACUUAGUGCAUCUUCCUGGAUUUAUCGCAAACUAAAGGUAACUGAUUUUCCAAAGUACUUUCAAAGCAAUUGAAAUCCGAGUGCUGUUGACUUUGGGAAGGAUUCCAUAUCAACAUACUGUAUGUCCUCAGCUGUUGAGCUGUUGUUGUCUCUGGUGCCCAACCAUGUCCAUUGAAUCUGUCUGUCUGUAUGUGGAAUACCAGGGAUACUCAGUCACUCUCCUGUUGGAGAGGAGUGUCUGGGGUGGGGUGAGAGAGUGGAAGUCAGGUCAGACUUGAUAGAUGUGAUAGUAAGUCGCUCUGGAUAAGAGUGUCUUCUAAAUGACUAAAAUGUAGAUGUAAUCUCAAGGCCAUUUUGUUUAUCUAAAGACUCAGAUACCAAACAGUCUAUUUGGUCUGAGAAAAAACCAUACACGUAACAUUGCUUGUUGCCAUGAUGAAUGGGAACCCAAAUCUGAUCCUAGAUCUGUGUUUCUCUCCCCUCCAGACUCCAAGGCCAUCGUGGAUGGGAACCUGAAGUUGAUCCUGGGUCUGAUCUGGACUCUGAUCUUGCACUACUCCAUCUCCAUGCCCAUGUGGGAGGACGAGGACGAUGAGGAGGCCAAGAAACUGACCCCCAAGCAGAGGCUGCUGGGAUGGAUCCAGAACAAGGUGCCUGAGCUGCCCAUCAACAACUUCCACCGAGACUGGAGGGAUGGCAAGGCCCUGGGAGCCCUGGUAGACAACUGUGCCCCUGGUUAGUUCAUGUGGAUUUCUUGUUGCCCGUAUAUGUCCUCAGAACACACCUCCCUCCCACACACAAUACUCUCCCAUGGGAACUUUAGUUACUGGUAGGAGAAUAUCUCUUCAUCAGAACACAGUCACAUACAAAACAUCACAAAUGCUCAAGAUAUCAAUUUCUGGUCGAGGCACAAAUCCUUGUAACAACUCGCAAUGCUCAAGAUACCAAUUUCAAUUUGAGGCAGAAAUCCUAUGUAACAUCUCGCAAUGUUAAAGAUACCAAUUCCAAUUUGAGGCAGAAAUGUUUGUAACAUCUUGGUAUGGUCAAGAUACAAAUUUUUGGUCGAGGCAGAAAUUCAGUGUAACAUCUCGGUAUGCUCAAGAAACCGAUUUCCCUAACUGUGCCCCUGGUAAGAACUGACUCCGGAACAGUUUGGUGCUAGUUAAUGUGACUAAAGGAGAAUGGUAGAUCCCUGGUAAGUGCUGUGCCAGGUCAUCUCAUCUUCCAUCAGACACAUGGCUGGGAAGUUACUGUGGUGAGAUGUCAGGGUCAGCUAUGAGUCAGUUGUUGUAUUCAAUACGGUAUCACUUACACAGCCUGGCAGUGGCAGUAGGCCUCGGUGGCCCUGUUUAGCCAGUGGGACAGAGAGAGAGGAAUACAUUACAUUUACAUUUUAGUCAUUUAGCAGACACUCUUAUCCAGAGCAACUUACAGUUAGUGCAUACAUUAUUUUAUUUUUUUCAUACCCCCUGUGGGAAUCAAACCCACAACCCUGGCGUUGCAAACGCCAUGCUCUAUCAACUGAGCUACAUCCCUGCCGGCCAUUCCCUCCCCUACCCUGGACGACGCUGGGCCAAUUGCGCGCCGCCCCAUGGGUCUCCCGGUCACGGCCAGCUACGACAGAGCCUGGAUUCGAACCAGGAUCUCUAGUGGCACAGCUAGCACUGCGAUGCAGUGCAUUAGACCACUGCGCCACUCGGGAGACGCGUGACAGAGUGACAGAGACAAGGACAGAGAGAGAGGGAGGGAGAGAGAGAGAAGAGAGAGAUUGAAAAAUCAACAGAGAGAGAGAGAGACAGACAGACAGAGAAAGACAGGAGAGAAAGAGCUCUAGGACGUCCCUGCCAGCUGUCCCAGACUAAGUGAAGGAGCUCUCUUCAGACUCCCCACACAACACCCCCAAAUUUGGGCACGAUUCCUCUUCAUCUGUCAAGGGAGAUGUGCUUAUAUGCUUGGCACGUCUUUAAAAAGCAGGCCGUUCUGUGCUAGAGACUGAUGGCACGAGGAAAAGCUUUGGAGCAGGAGUGGAGAUUCACAGAGAUGACUCGUCGACUUGAAACGCCUCCAAUUUGACCAGAAGUUACAGCACACUCUGACCCUCUGACAUGCAGCUUUAAAAAGUCUCCUUUUUGAGUUAUAGAACAGAGAGAGGAGUCUAGAACACUGUGGUUGAAUGUUUACAUGACGUGAUACAGCGGCUUUCAAACACCUAACUAGCUACAGAUGAGACCAUACAAGGCCCUUGUUCCUUACUGAACAUGUAAUAGCAUUUAGGAAGUUGACAAAUCCUGCCCUGCUCAAGUCGUUAGAGUUAGUUUGUAAUGUAUCUAUACUUUACAGACAUAGUUUUGGUACAGCAGGAGAAAUCAGGUAGAACAAGAGUCUUCCCCUCCUUUUUUUUAGAAAGUAUUUCUUGUGUAUGCCUGACAAUAUUCUUCAGUGUCCAAUUGAAAUGUAAUAGAAUUGAAAUAUCAAUAUGGGUGGAGGAGGCUGGGCUUAAGUCCAAAGCUGAAAUCACCUGCAACUUGAAACAUGAAUGUUUUACUUUGGCGAAAUGUCAGACAUUAGUUCCACUGUCGUAAUGCAUUCCUUUCAGAAGACCCACCCGUCCUCCCUCCACCCAACAAUUGCUGACUUUUUAAUCACAAUGUUAUUCUCAGUUACGGUGAAUAACUAUGACAUAAUGAAUGUCCUCAAUGUCCAGCGUCAGAUCAAUGUAAUGUAAACGUUGUUUAAACGUCACAGUAACGUUACAGUAACACAGCAGCUCCACGGCGUCAAUAAUAACGUCAUAAUAAACUCCUGUUGCGCUCUGGGUUCUUUGAGUCAGUGAACUCACUGCAUCGCCAACAGCUAAUUAAGCAUUAGCAGCACAAGGCACGUAAGCACAUAGAAAUAGAAUUACAUUGCGGUCCACACAUCAUAGACCCAUUGACUUGAAUGGGAAUGCUCAUUCUAGUAAGUCUAUUUCUAGUGUUUAGCCUGUCUGCUUUAGCCCUCAGUGUCCGGCAGGGAAAGUGAAAGGACGUCUGUUGCUUUCGUUGUUUUGAAAUCGAAGCACUUCCAUUGAGGACUAGCUAUACACCUAUCUAUACAAACUGGAGCAGAGCAGCGUGGGUAAAUACAUGGUCUCACAGGGUGGUAGGGUGUUAGUAGUAAUUAGUAGGAGGGUAGUAAUGAUGAUAAUCUUAGUUGUUUCUGUAACCAGAUAAGACACUGUUAUGUAAUUGUUAGCGGAUGCCAUCUUAACCCUGAUUCUAUUCUAAAACUCCUGUCUCUCCCUCCUUCUUCCCUCUCUACUUCUCUCCCGUCGUUUCCCUCUCUCUCUCCCUGUAGGUCUGUGCCCUGACUGGCAGGCCUGGGACCCUAACCAGCCUGUGGAGAAUGCCAGAGAGGCCAUGCAGCAAGCUGACGACUGGCUGGGCGUGCCCCAGGUAAGACACACUACUCUGGGGACAACUGUCCACGGAAAGCCCCUUGAGGCUUGUCAGAUUUGUAGUUUAACAUGUGAAAAUGCAAGUUCACAUGUGAAAGUAAAUCACAUGUAUAAAUCACAUUUGCAGUUUCAUAUGUAAGAAAACUCCACAUGUGAAAAUCUCACUUUCACAUAUGGAAUUGCAUUUUCACAUGUAAAAAUCACAUUUACAGUUUCACAUGGAAGAAAACUCAAAUGUGGUGGUGAAAUAGCGUUAUUCUCCUCACACGUGAAAAGGUGGUGUUAACAUGUUGCAGUAGCAAUGUUAUGUAAUGCCAUUCUGGAAGAAGGUAACUUAGCCUAACUGAGUAUAAUAAUUAAAGUGCUUUAAAAAUAAUGAUUUCUUAUUUCUGAGCCAUCCAUUUGGAGUGUUACUCCUGGCAGGCAAACUCUCUUUUUCAUACAUUGGUCAGUGACCGUUGGAAGAAGCCCAGUGAAGAGAAGCUAGCGCUCCGUGUCUCCUUAUUUACCCUGUUUAACAUGUAAAACUAGUGCUGUCAGAGUUAAUCAGUUAACUCAAGUUAGCUUUUUGUAAUUUAAAGCUAAAAACAACAAUGAAACUUUGAGGUUGAGUUUGAGGUUAAAGAAAGUGUGUUUAUCAAUUUACCUGAUUUUGCUAACUGUUACUUUGGACAAAAAUAAGAAGUCAAUAUUCUUGUAAUGCUUUUUGUAUAAGAAAUCUUAAAUUAAUUGUGAUUAAUCACAACAAAUCCUGCAAUGAAGUCAACUUCAUUUUUUAAUCAUUUGACAGCCCUAGUUGACAUUAAAAUAUAAAAAUGCACAUGUGAAAGUGUAGUGGACAUGAGAAGACCUGGGUUCUAAUCCCACCAGUUAUAAAAGCACACAUGAGAAAUGUAUAUUAUCACAUGUGAAAUGUUGGGAAACCACGUCUGUUUUUCAGAUGUGAAAGAUGUAUGUGAAAUGUCACACAUGUCCGAAAACCACGUGUGUGACUUAUGAAAAUGUCACCUGAUUUUUUUUUUUGUAGAUAAAAAAAUAUAUAGGUGACAUUUUUAUAGGAUUUGUUCACACACGGAUUCACACGUGUCCGAAAACCACAUGUUGUUUGUAAGGGCACAUUGUGGAGCUAGUGAAUGAAAUGUAAUGGAUGUUUUGGUUAACACAGGGACAAUACGUGACAAGGUGUCUUAUACUGUCUACUAUGUUUCACUUUUACUGUAGAUGUAUUUCUUUGAGUGUUGAGUAGGUGCAUGAUUAUAGCCUUGCUUAUAGAUUGAGAUGCUGAGGUGUAGAUUUGCCAAAUUCAUUUCCAAGACUGACACUGUCAAAUGUACUAUUUGAGUGGGUGUUUAUCUACUUGUUCACUUGUUUAUCUGAUACACCGCGUGCAUAGUCUCAGUGAAACGGCAAUUCGUGACAUGGCAUCACCCUAGGGUGUAUAUUGAGCUGGCCUAGGGUGUAGAUUGAGCUGGCUUAGGGUGUAGAUUGAGCUGGCCUAGGGUGUAGAUUGAGCUGGCCUAGGGUGUAGAUUGAGCUGGCCUAGGGUGUAGAUUGAGCUGGCCUAGGGUGUAGAUUGAGCUGGCCUAGGGUGUAGAUUGAGCUGGCCUAGGGUGUAGAUUGAGCUGGCCUAGGGUGUAUAUUGAGCUGGCCUAGGGUGUAUAUUGAGCUGGCCUAGGGUGUAUAUUGUAUUGAGCUGGCCUAGGGUGUAUAUUGAGCUGGCCUAGGGUGUAUAUUGAGCUGGCCUAGGGUGUAUAUUGAGCUGGCCUAGGGUGUAUAUUGAGCUGGCCUAGGGUGUAUAUUGAGCUGGCCUAGGGUGUAUAUUGAGCUGGCCUAGGGUGUAUAUUGAGCUGGCUUAGGGUGUGUAUCAUAGUGAGAGAGAGCCUUGGGUGUCAUGGAUUCCCAGGCCCCAGGCCUAGGGGGCUGAAUUCUCCCCGGGCUGAGGGCUGUCUUGUGAGCUGUAGAUGAGGUGUGGGAGAGUGCUUGGCUCUGGGCUAAAUCAUGGUUUACUGAGGCCACAGUCGUUAACCCUGCUGUACUGGGGUCAAGAUAGACAGAGAACUUUACACCACACUGUGAUAUGGCCAACAAACAGGGAGGGAGGGAGAAAGAGGGAGUGGAGGAGGAGGAGGGAGACAAUGAAAUAGUAUAGAAAUAGUAUCUAUGCAAUGUGGAAAUGUGCCUUCACAUUGGUAUACAGAACACACAAACAAUAGAGAAAUCAAAUGUAUUUUAUGCCAUUUCUUAAAGACUAUUUACAGUAAAGACCAGACAACAACUUUAAGGGUGAAUACAUAUGUGCUUUGAUCUAUUCUCCCCAUGGGGCAAAAGGGUUUAAGUCAAGUAAGACAAUUGUGGCUAUAUUGACCCCUAACCCAGUGUUUCCCAACCUUUUUUUAACCGUGGCACACCUUGAUGGGAUAAGAAAUUCUGCGCCACACCAAAAAUUUCCCUAUUAAUUAAUUUAGUGGUAAUGACCUCCUUCUCAUCAGAUCCAUACUGCAAAUCCUCUAUUUUCUGUGACAAUUUUUUUUUUACAGAUUAAAUUGUGUUUAUUUGAACUAUUGUCAUAGUUCUUUACUCAUGAUGAUUAAUCUGUGUGUACCUCUUUAAGAGCGUCCGGUGAAUCCCCACUAGGAAGAUAUUUGUUUAGCUCUGGUAAAAAAGGUAUUUCGUUUUUAACGGUUUGGGCUACAGACGAGCGGUUUUGUGCAUUGGGGUGCAAUCACGGACACAAAGCGUUUGUUUUGUUACAGCUAAGCCUAAUCAGACUUGCCUGUGCUAAUGGUUCUCACAGGCAAAGUAAAAUGAUAGCCUACAAAUGACUUUGCUCAUGAUGCGCUCCCCUCAAAUGAUAACGUAACAACAGCCUGAGCGCACCAGACUUGAAACAGCGAUACAGACGUAACCAUAUACCAUUCAAUGUAUUAUCUGAGCGGUACUGUUACUCCCAAGUCAAAAUUCCAUAUGCAUUCCACAGGAGUGUGAGUGUUCCAAAAAACUAUCAAGAUCAGGAAACCUUUCGCGGCACUCCUGAGUUCCUCAAGGCACCGGUUAAAAACUACUGCCCUAACCCAUGACCUUCUGCUUGUUGACUAGGUAACUAACCUUUCACGCUCUCCUUGUGGCCUAGGUGAUCAACCCUGAGGAGAUUGUAGAUCCGGAAGUGGAUGAACAGUCCGUGAUGACCUACCUGUCCCAGUUCCCAAAGGCUAAACUGAAGCCUGGCACUCCCCUCAAACCUAAAGGGGUUCAGCUGUACCCCAACAAAGCCAAGGCUUACGGACCAGGUGGGUACCACUGGGAUAGGGACCAUACUUUAGCACAGUGGUGUGUUGAAUCUAGCACUGAUUUUGUAGAUAAAGAAAAUGUUACUUGCGUAAGUCUUGAGGUUGUUUUACCUACUUUAUUGAAUGCACUGAUUGUAAGUUGCUCUGGAUAAAAGCAUCUCCCCGAUGACUAAAAUGUAAAGUAAUGUAAGUGAAUCAGGAUCUCUGAUAAGCAUUAUGUAUUGUUUCAUAUACUGCCCAUAGACUCAAACACCUCUAACGCUCUAUUUUCCACAUAUUUUUCCUAUCUAUAAAUUCUGCUGGAAAUUCAUGGACAUUGGACAAUAAAGUGAUAUUCCUCUCUCUCCCAUAGGUAUUGAGCCCCAUGGAAACAUGGUUCUGAAGCCAGCAGUGUUCACAGUGGAAACUCUGGAGGCAGGUCAGGCUGAGGUGCUGGUGUAUGUCACGGAUCCUGAGGGACACACUGAGGAGGCUAAGAUUGUCUUCAACAACGACAAGAACAGGACCUACACCGUCAUUUACAUCCCCAAGGUUGAGGGCGCCCACAAGGUAACUGAUCACUACCAUCAAUGUCCCAUGUAGAUGUAUUUUCCUUAACUUUACAUUCUUACUUGACUUGACUUUACUAUACACACAUCUCAUCAUCACAAUAUACUACUAGCCCAUUGGAACUCUUUAAAGGAAAACUUAAAGGCCCAAUGCAGUCAAAAUCAAUUGUUUUGUAUCAUAUUGUACAACAGCUGAUGAAAUUAACACUUUAAAAGUGUGAAAAGAUUUGAUCAGUGUUAUUUCCUGAUAGUUGCUGGUUGAAAAUACAAUCUACACAGGACCUUCUAAUCACCAGGUUUGCAUGGGCAGGAGGUUUGGCUUUCCAUGGUGACAUCACCAUGCAGUAAAUUGGUUAAUAAACCAAUAACAAAGUUCCAAACCUCUGCCAAUAACAGCUAGUUUUCAGUUUUUCCCUCCCCACUCACACCACUCCCAGACUGUCUAUUUUUGCCCAUUUUAAUGUAAAUCUAUUACAGUAAGCUAAUGAAUGGUUACCCACAAACUAUUUGAAUUAUUAUUUUAUUUUUUCAGUCUGCAUUGGGCUUUUAAAGGAACAUUUUACUGGUUCUCUCCUCAGGUGAAAGUGCUGUUUGCUGGGCAGGAUAUUGAUAAGAGCCCCUACACAGUGAAAGUGGCCAAGGCCAUAGGUGAUCCCAGCAAGGUCCAGGCCAGAGGACCAGGGCUGGAAGCUACCAGCAACAUGGCCAACAAACCCACCUACUUUGACAUCUACACUGCAGGUAAGGAGUGAGGACACACCAGACAAGGAAAACAUUAGUAGCAGUGAUCAGAUGAGUUCCUUGCAAAACUGGUAAAACUAGAGAAGGAAUUUACUGAGAGGGCCCAAAACAAUGUUCCACGUUUCCUUGUUUUGAUCACAUGGUUGGUUAACAGUGUUUUGAUUGGUGUCUUCCUGUUAUCCUGUCUAGGUGCUGGUAAUGGUGAUGUGAGUGUUGUCAUCGUGGACCCUGAGGGGAAGAAAGACACAGUGGAACUGAUCUUGGAAAACAAGGGGGACAGUGUUUUCCGUUGCACCUACCGGCCCAUGUUGGAGGGCCCCCACACCAUCCACGUCCUGUUUGCCGGUCAGGAGAUCCCUAAGAGCCCCUUCAAGAUUCAAAUCGCAGAGGGUGAGUUAGCACUGAGCCAACUGUCACUAACAGUCACCAACUGCCACUACACAAAUUACUGUUGUUGACACUACUGUCGCAUUGUGUCAUUCCGUUGUUGAUCUAUCACUCUCUAGUUCCACAGUUGUUUCAAUCACUCGCCGCAGCCAACAUGUCACCACGACGACGACCAGUCAGUGUUAUGUUGAAGUUCAACCAACCUCCUGUCUGUGAUUUUUAGCUCCUCCCUCUAUCGUGGGUCCUCUUCCAGUUCAGAUAAUCCCCCUGUCUGCCUUCACCUCUCCCGGUGGGGAGAAGGGCCCAGAGGGCAAGAAGGGGGGUGUCCUUACCCCCAGAGGCAGACCAAGUUAGUAUGGGUUGUCUAGGUUGAGGCCUGCGCCCGUUGUGCCCACUGGUAUGCUAGCCGGUCCCCACCAUCCCUAUGCACAAUGUCUUGUGCCCUAUGCCAUUUGCCCUAUGUCCUGCAGAUGCCCUGUAUGCUUCCUGUGACAGGGGCAAUGCCAUGCCCUCUGAGGGCCAAGAAAGAGUGCCUUGCUUGGGCGGUUGCUGCCUUGCCUGUGGCAGCUUGAUGUUGGAGACAGAUAUCUCAUACAUCUCUAUUAUGUAGCGAAGUGAAUGUUCUUAACUUGUAGGAAACUUUCCAGGAAAGUGAUUUUAGUCUAAGUGAGUCAGUGCUUCCCAGAUUGCAUUAUGAAAUGUUUUGGCUUGUUGUGUUUCCUUGAUUUUUGGGUUAGCGUUCCUAGGUUUCAUUGCUUCAAACUAUUAAGUAUAACCAAGCCUGCAAUCAAUGUUUCUAUUAGACUGAAAUGUUGUUAAGUCAGUUGAUGCCUGGAAGCUCCAUUAAUUUGUUCAUGCUGCAACCAAUACAUUAUUGUUUUGAUAUAUGUGUAUUAUACAAUGUGAGUGUACUACAUUCAGCAUUGUGCUAUUCCUAUACUGCAUUGUGUCAAAGUUCAAAUCUGGUAUCCUAUGGAAUUGAUUGACUGAUUAUGUUAAUUGUCCUUAAUGAGGAAAUUCAUUACAGCAUCUUGCCUGCAUCAUGUUUGCAUACGACAUUGUAUCGUAUGUGAAUGCUCCUGCCAGCUCCAUUUGGUCCUAUACUGCUAGGUUAGUCUGUCAAUCUGUCAGUCUGUGUACCACUCUCCUUAACCACCCUUUUCCUUCUCUCCAGCCAUCAAUGCCAACGCGUGUCGUGCCACAGGCCGAGGCCUUCAGCCGAAGGGGGUGAGGGUCAAGGAGGUGGCAGACUUCAAGGUCUUCACCAAGGGAGCCGGCAGUGGAGAGCUCAAGGUCUCAGUGACUGGACCAAGUAGAGCCGAGGAGCCAGUGAAAGUAAAAGACAUUGGUGAUGGUGUCUAUGAAUGUGAAUAUCUUCCUAACCAGACUGGUAAAUACACCGUCAACAUCACCUGGGGAGGACAGCCCAUCCCACACAGGUAAGAGCUUUCAAUAAGCUGUUGUAAAUGCUUAUAAAGGUGUAUAAAUGCUUAUUAAUUAUAAUGCUUUUUAAUGUUUUAUUAGUGUUUGUUAAUGAUUAAAUACUCAUUAAUAAUAGCAUAUAAACUAUUUAUAAAAGUUAUCAUAAUGUGUUACUUUACUACACUUCCCAAUGACCAGCACCUACAUAGUCUCCUCCAACAUACCCUCCUUUCCUGAGCUGUGUAGUUAUAAUCAUGACCUGUUUCUGUGUGUUUCUUCCAGCCCCUUCGAUGUGGAGGUGAGUGAGGUGGCAGGCCCUCAGAAUGUGAGAGCUUGGGGUCCUGGUCUGCUGACCGGCCGGGUGGGCAAGUCAGCUGACUUCGUGGUGGAGGCCAUCGGCACGGAAGUGGGAACUCUGGGUAAGCCAGGACAUGAGGGACAUGUGGCAUUAUGGGUAAUGUAGUUGAACAAGUAGAGUAAUGGAUUAGAUUACAGUAACAAAAUCAAACCUCUUUAGUGGAAUUUAUCUUUACAUUUUCUAAGAAAAGGCACACUACUUCUUCAUAGUCACAAGUUCAGUUGGUAUUCUAACAGGUGCAGAGGAAAAUUACCUAUAUGCCUCUUGAGGAUUGGGAGACUAAAGUCAAAAGUUCUGUCUCCAGGCUUCUCUAUCGAGGGUCCAUCCCAGGCUAAGAUAGAGUGUGAUGAUAAGGGUGACGGCUCCUGCAAUGUCCGCUAUUGGCCCACUGAGCCAGGUGACUACGCUGUCCAUGUCAUCUGUGAUGACGAAGACAUCAAGGACAGCCCCUUCAUGGCCCACAUCCUCUCUGCAACCAAUGACUGCUUCCCUGAGAAGGUUAUCUCCUCCCACCACUCCAGCCUAGCUCCACCGUUACAGGAGUAGUCUUUAUGACACACAAAAACACACUGAUGUACAAACAAACACACACACAUUUAAUCGUACCUCUGUGCACCUCGCAUUAAAGUGUACCUCUCUGCUGCAGGUGAAAGCUUUCGGUCCAGGCCUGGAGCCCACUGGGGUCAUCAUAAACAAACCAGCAGAGUUCACCAUCGAUGCCCGUGAGGCUGGCAAUGGCCAUCUGAAGAUCUACGCAAAGGAUACAGAGGGCGUCACGUUCGACAUUAAGAUCGCUGAUAAGGGAGACGGGACCUUCUUGUGUGUGUACGUCCCCACCAAGCCCAUCAAACACACCAUCAUCAUCACCUGGGGAGAUGUCAACAUGCCCAACAGCCCCUUCAGGGUGAGUAGGACCGACCCACUGGGAUCCUGUGUGUUAUUAAACCGCAAUAGCCCACUGAGCUAAGGGCAUUAGGUCAGGGACGGGGAGCCAAUGCAAGUCUUCAGGUCUCAGACAAGUUUACACAAGCCCAGCCUCUGUCUGAAUAACAUUGCGUGUGUCUGUGUGUAUAGGUGAUUGUUGGAGAGGGCUGCCAUCCAGACAAGGUCAAGGUGUAUGGUCCAGGAGUGGAGAAGACAGGACUCAAGGCCAACGAGCCCACCUACUUCACUGUGGACUGCGCAGAGGCUGGACAAGGUAUGUGUGUUAAUAGGAAAUACUACUCAAAGUGUUCUUCUGCUUGUUCCUGUAGAAGAACCCUGUAGGGUUCCAGGUAUAACCUUUUCACCCUGUUAGAACCCUUUUGAAACCCUUUCUUCCAUAGAGAAGGCAGUUGAGCAUUGUCUUGCACUUCUGCCAAUACCAACCUAACUUUAGUGCCUGCAACUGUAGAAGAUCAGAAAGUUAUUGAUACUGAUAGGCACAGUAUUAUGGGAUUUCUUCAUAAGUAGAUAUACAAUUAAUUACUAAUGUGUAUCUAUUGACCUCCAACAGGAGACAUCAGUAUUGGGAUCAAGUGUUCUCCAGGAGUGGUGGGUCCUGCUGAGGCUGACAUCGACUUUGACAUCAUCAAGAACGACAAUGACACCUUCACUGUCAAGUACACCCCCCUCAAUGCAGGGAAAUACACCAUCAUGGUGCUGUUCGCUGAAAAGGUGAGACUAAAACUACACUACCCAGGGUCCUUCAGUAGAGAGUUACUGUUACUAGGGACGUCAAACGUUCAGGCUGCUGCACAGACACUAUGGAGGCUCUAAUCUAGAGCGCCCAGUUAAAUUGUGUUUGAGAGCAUUUUUAAACUCUCUAAAUGGUUAAAUCAGUGAGAAAUAGAUGUCAUUGUUGCAAUAUUUUGUGAGUGGGCAACAUAUACUAUCAUCUUAAAUUGACAUGUUGAAUUAUUUUGCCAAUUACUGUGUAUUUUGCGCUUAUUUCCCUAAUGUGGACAUUUUGUGUUACUACCUUACACAACCUUGCAUUUUCACCUCAUAAAAUUGAGUGAAAUUACACAUCCUUUUUACCUCAGAUUGGUCAUGUUAGAAUAAAAGUUCAGUCAUCACGAUGACAUAAGAUUGAUUGCUUAAAACAGAUCAAUAUCUUUGGUUUUGUACCUUUGAUUUUGUCACAUGUGCUGGGAUGCGCAGGACUUGGGGCGGUCUCUCUAUAAAAGUUGCUGGCCACACACCAAUAUAUGGUUUUGACAGUCAAACUAUCAGUUAAAUAGCAGCCAACCGUUGUCACUAUUGAUAUCCUAUGCCGCGUCGUGAUAUGUUUAAGUUAACUAACAGAAAAAGUGGUCUGUUCCCCUUUCCAUGAUGGCAGCCUCCCGAAAUCAACAUCCGACAUUCUAAAAUAUAGAUAUAAGCCUUCUACAAGUUCUCAUCUAACCAACCAUGUAUAGGUUAUUCCAAGUUUCCGUGUGGCCUUUGAAUAGUGUUAGUUUAAACAGCGCAACACCCCAAACGUUUGUCCCCUGUUCUAUAGAUUUCGGCGUGAUAUCGAUGGAAGUGAUUAACAAAAAAAAGUGUUGUGUUACACUUACCGGGUUGGCGACCCACUUGAAUACAAAUGCAACACUUCAAAAUGUAGCUAGCUGUCUUCUACAAAUUGUCCUCUAACUAACCAGUAAUGUACACAUUAUUUCCAGAUUCCGUGUGGUUUUUGAGCUGUCUUAGUUUUAACAGGACGUGCAACCUCAUCUACCCCCUCUAGCGCAGUUGAACUCAACGUGAUAUUGACAUGACUGAUUGACAAAUAAGUGUUGCAUUUCUCUUUCCGUUUUGGCGAUCCCAAAUCAAAAUGCAUCACUCCAAAAUGUAGCUGACUGUCGUCUGCAGAUUGUUCUCUAACCAGUGAUGUAAAAAAUAUCUCCAGUUUCUAUGUUUUUUUUUAGUUGUGUUAGUUUCAGCAACGCGUACAACCUGAUUUCCCCCCUGAUCGAUAGGGUUUUUGGUGCGUGUGCAGUUUAUAAGGUGCUCGUUUACAAAAACACAAGUAAUAUGAUUACUAUUGUUGCACAUGUACUGUAUGUGUAGAUACUACAUUUUAUAUUUCAUUUUUCAAUAUAUCACGAACUGCUUUUGCAUAUUGGUUAUUAAUUUGGACAUGUUAAAACUUUGACAUUGGGCUAUUUAUCAAAAUGUCUUGUCAACAGGAAGUUACGUUUUAGGAAUAUAAAUUGAACUUUCAACAUUAAUUUCCAAUGGUAUUGUACUUAAGCAGUUAAAAACUGCUGAAUGAGUCCAAAGAUGUGCUACUAUUGAAGCAUUUUGAUGAUAUACCAGAAAUUACCAAAACGGGUUUGCCGUGCCUACUGUUACUAUGUGGUUUAGCAUUAGAACUACACUACCUGUGCUGGGGGAUUUUGAAGGAGUCAGGCGCAGGAGGGUAAAUCACAGAAUAACAGGAUUUAUUCCGGAAUACAGAGUACGCAGUAAAGCGUCAAAACAGUCCAGUGCACAAAACAGGCGCACUGGAACCAACAAGGCACACAGGGAAAAUAACCCGGCGAUACAAAAUACAAGGAGCUCCACCGAGCUUCACUAUCCUCACAAUAAACUAUCACACACAAAGACAAGGGGGCAGAGGGAACACUUAUACAGGUACUGAUGAGGGGAUAUGAACCAGGUGUGUGUAAUAAACAAGACAAAACAAAUGGAAUGAUGAGAUGAGGGGCGGCAGUGGCUAGAAGGCCGGUGACGACGAACGACGAAGCCUGCCCGAACAAGGAGAGGAGGCAGCCUCGGAGGAAGUCGUGACACUACCAGUCAAAAGUUUGGACACAUCUAUUGAUGAGACAGCCUAUAGGGAGGAGGUCAGAGACCUGGCCAUGUGGUGCCAGGAUAACAACCUCUCCCUCAAUGUGAUCAAGACAAAGGAGAUGAUUGUAGACUACAGGGAAAAAAAAGAGGACUGAGCACGCCCCCAUUCUCAUCGACGGGGCUGUAAUGGAACAGGUUGAGAGCUUCAAGUUCCUUAGUGUCCACAUCACCAACAAACUAUCAUUGUCCAAACACACCAAGACAGUCGUGAAGAGGGCACGACAAAGCCUAUUCCCCCUCAGGAGACUGAAAAGAUUUGGCAUUGGUCCUCAGAUCCUCAAAAUGUUCUACAGCUGCACCAUCGAGAGCAUCCUGACUGGUUGCUUCACUGUCUGGUAUGGCAACUGCUCGGCCUCCUACCGCAAGGCACUACAGAGGGUAGUGCUUACGGCCCAGUACAUCACUGGGUCCAAGAUUCCUGCCAUCCAGGACCUCUAUACCAGGCGGUGUCAGAGGAAGGCCCUAAAAUGUGUCAAAGGUUCCAGCUACCCUAGUCAUAGACUGUUCUCUCUGCUACCACACUGCGGUACUGGAGCACCAAGUCUAGGUCCAAAAGGCUUCUUAACAGCUUCUACCCCCAAGCCAUAGGACUCCUGAACAGCUAAUCAUGGCUACCUGGACUAUUUGCAUUGCCCCCCCCCCCCCCCCCCCCCCCCCCCCCCCUCUUUUACGCUGCUGCUACUCUGUUUAUUAUCUAUGCAUAGUCACUUUUACUCUACCCACAUGCACAUAUUACCUCAAUUACCUCGACUAACCGGUGCCCCCGCACAUUGGCUCUGUACCGGUACCCCCUGUAUAUAGCCUCCCUACUGUUAUUUUAUUUUACUGCUGCUCUUUAAUUAUUUGCUAUUUUAAUUUUUUACUUAUCUAUUUUUUACGUUGUUUCUUUUCUUAAAACUGCAUUGUUGGUUAAGGGCUUGUAAGUAAGCAUUUCACUGUAAGGUCUACACCUGUUGUAUUCGGCGCAUGUGGCAAAUAAAAUGUGAUUUUAUUUGAUUUUAUUUGAAUGCCAAAAGUGUGCAAAGCUGUCAUCAAGGCAAAGGGUGGCUAUUUGAAGAAUCUCAAAUAUAACAUAUAUUUUGAUUUGUUUAACACUUUUUUGGUUACUACAUGAUUCCAUAUGUGUUUUCAUAGUUUUGAUGUCUUCAUUAUUAUUCUACAAUGUAGAACAUAGUAAAAAUAAAGAAAAACCCUUGAAUGAGUAGGUGUGUCCAAACUUUUGACUGGUACUGUAUAAUAGUUCUAACUACUACUCCUUAAUGGCACAAAAGUUUCCGUAGUUGUGAUCUGUAUUCGAUUAGUUUUUGAGUUUUUAUUAAAAAGUGUACAGCAACAAAACCAUUCCAUAUUUGUGUUACAGGAAAUCCCCAUUAGUCCGUUCAGAGUGAAGGUGGAUCCUUCCCAUGAUGCUGGCAAAGUGAGAGCUGAGGGCCCAGGACUCAACAAGACAGGCGUGGAGGUGGGCACUCCGACCCACUUCACCAUCUUCACAAAGGGAGCAGGCAAGGCCAAGCCAGAGGUCCAUUUCACAGCAGCAGAACUGAAGGGAGAGGCUGUCAGGGACUUUGAGAUCAUAGACAACCAUGACUACUCCUACACCGUUAAGUACACCACUGUUCAACAGGGUCAGAUGACCAUCUCCGUCACCCAUGGAGGGGACCCCAUUCCCAAGAGCCCCUUCAAUAUUACUGUGGCUCCUCCUGUAGAUCUGGGAAAGGUCAAGGUUACAGGACUGGACACCAGUAAGUUCUCAACAUUGUACACAGUAACUUUAUAACAUAAAGCCCAAAAUGUAAUUAAUUUGAAAACUUGAUCUUGUUUUCUUAUUUUUUUCUCUUCUUCUUCGGACCAUGUACAUCUGACAUUGCCCUAGAUUAUAGCUAUAUACUGUAGCUAAUUCUUAUCUGCGAUGGUGUUGUCAAUAGUUUGAAUGAGUAGCUGUUAAAACUGAUGAAAAUAUGAUUUAAACGUGUUUGUUCUUGUUAUUUUACAGAGGUGGAAGUCGGCAAGGACCAAGAGUUCUACAUCAACACCCAGGGAGCCGGAGGACAGGGCGAGGUGGCUGUCAAGAUGACCUCACCCUCUGGCCGACCAAUCCCUUACAAGCUGGAUUCGGACACAGCCAAUGGCGCCCACUCGGUGAAGUACAUCCCCCCAGAGGAGGGGCCUUACAAGGUGGACGUCAGCUAUGAUGGCAACCCCGUCCCUGGAUCCCCCUUCGCUGUGGAGGGAGUGAUGCCUGCUGACCCAUCAAAGGUAAACGUGACCACAACAUUUGACCCUAUUAGCUUCAGUGGGAUCUGUUUUCAUGUAAGGCUCAUGAAAAGACAGUAACUGUCCGCUGACUGAUACUCUGAAAUGCAAUCUGAACUGAAGCUUAAUGAAGCAUUAUGGAUGUUUUUUGUCCUUAUGGUCACACAACUGGCAUCAACUUCUUCUUGCUUCUUUAUGAACAUUAUGAGUCUCUCUAACAUCUAUUAACUUUAUCCUUCAGGUGCGCGCAUACGGCCCAGGCCUGAAGGGAGGCAUUGUGGGUAAACCAGCCCUCUUUGCCAUUGACACCAAAGGAGCGGGCGCCGGCGGGCUGGGCCUGACUGUGGAGGGACCGUGCGAGGCUAAGAUCGAGUGCCAGGACAACGGGGACGGUACCUGCUCAGUGUCCUACCUGCCUACUGAGGCUGGAGAGUAUUCCAUCAAUAUCCUGUUUGGAGAGCAGCACAUCCCUGGGUCUCCUUUCAAGGCGGCUGUUAAGCCAUGCCUGGACCCCAGCAAGGUGAGAUGAGAUGAUGAGAUGACACUUUAUUGAAUAUACUUUAAGCCUUCGAUAUGCCUAGUUAUUGAUUUAUUGAUAUGCCUAUUUGUUUUGUGCGAUUUACUGAUGCACUGUUCAUGUAUUUAGGCCGAUUAUAUAUUUUUUAUAUUUUCAUUUUUCAUUGUAUGACAUCACAUUUUAGAUUGUAUGUAUGUUUCUGCAUAUGUAAAAAUAUCAAAUAAAUCUAAACCUCAACCUAUCCCUAAACCUACAGGUAACAGCCAGUGGUCCAGGCCUAGUGAAAGCCAAGGCAGGGGAACCAGCCUACUUCACAGUGGACUGCACCAGUGCCGGAGAGGCUGAGCUCACCAUCGAGAUUGUCUCUGAGUCCGGGGCUCAGGCCGAGGUCCACAUCCAGAAGACAGCCGAGGGGACCUUCUCUGUCACCUACAUCCCUCCUUUCCACGGCACACACACUGUCACCAUUAAGUACGGGGGUCAUGUGCUUCCCAAGUUCCCUGCGGUCAUCCAGGUGGAGCCGGCUGUUGAUACCAGCAGAGUGCAGGUCUAUGGACCAGGGGUGGAGCCCAGAGGUAAGGAGGAAUAGGUGUGGAGUGGUCUAUCUCUGCAUGCAUAUUGCCCUAGCCUAGGUAAAGUAGGCAAAGGCUGCUAUAGCUAAAGGCCACAAACUAUUUAACUAUAAUUUGGUAAAGGCCUCUACCUAAGACUAGCUAGCUACUAUACACAGUAGUUUACGAGCAAAACAAAGCAUAGCUUACUGAUAAAGGCCAUAUAGCUAAGGCUACUAUAGCAUACUGGCAAAAGAUACUAUAGCUAAAGUCUACUUUAGCUUACUGGAAAAGGAUACUCUACCUAAAACUACUGUAGCUAACAAUGACAUGCUAACAAUUACAGUCGCUAACCAUUUUCCCUACGAUCAUCUACGUCUAUAGGAGUCAUCAAGGAGGUUACCACUCACUUCAUUGUGGAUGCCCGCAAAAUGACCAAGAGCUGCGGUGACCACGUGAAAGCAUGCAUCAUCAACCCUUCAGGCACCAACACGGACACCUACAUCACAGACAAGGGAGACGGAACCUUCAGAGUGGAAUACACUGCCUAUGAGGACGGUAAGAACAUGUAGAAGAUGACAACUUUUCUGAUAGCUUUCUGAUAGCUAAAGUUAGGUUGCUUGGUAGGAUAUGUUUAGUAGCUAUCCGGCUCCAAGGACCAUAAAGUGACAAAGUAGAUGUACACAGCCCAUCACGUUACUUGUUCUUUCAUUCAGCUUUGUUCAACAAGGAAUCCUAGAAAAGAGUGAUAGAGAGAUAGUAUCAACAGGUGUUUGAGCGGAGGGUUCAUUUAGGACUAGAUAGAUAGAGUAGAUAGAGAGGGUAUAAAUACAGAAUGAGGCAGAGGAGGUGAUCUGAGGGGCUUAGAGAAGGGAGACAGAGAGGGGAGGUGGGUGUUAUAAAUAGAGUUAGUGCUGGAAUAGAACAUAACCUCAGGUAUGUAUGAUCUGCUCUGUCCUGCUCUGAGCCUCUUCUCUCAGAUACAGGAGUAAUGGCUAGCUGGAGGUAUUAAUAGAAGAAGCCCUGCACAAAAAGCUCUGACUGUGUCUUUGAUAGAUAUAACUUAAUUGCCCUGCACAGUAAAACCAGCUUGGCCAUCAUACAAAAUCAUGUACAGUAUAUCUGCCAUGAAAUCACCUGUAAUCAUGUGUAUCUGUCUAGUGAGAGCACACACACACAGCACUGUGAUAUAUUGAAACCCUCUGGUUGGUCUGUCUGUUCCAGGUAUGCACCUGAUUGAGGUGCUGUAUGACGAGGUGGCCGUCCCUAAGAGUCCUUUCAGGGUGUCAGUGGUGGAGGGAUGUGACCCCACCCGGGUCAGGGCCUACGGGCCAGGACUGGAGGGAGGACUCAUCAACAAACCCAACUGCUUCACCGUCGAGACCAGGUACAAUCACGGCCAAGGAAAAGAUUGCAUACACACAUUCUAUGUUUCUGAGCAGGUGCUGGGUAUCAAAUAAUAUGUGCAGCAAAUGCUAAAAAGAGACUGCACACUGCAAUCUAUGCUCCCAUGUGGUUUAUUGGUGACAAUGUUUCUAAACACAUUUUCUAGUUAAGCACAUAAGAACACAUGAUCACAGGCAAAUCAUUCACAAAUCCAAUGUCUUUAAAUUCUUCCAAUAAUGAGAAAGCCUUUCUGACUGUGCCUUCCCUAUGAAAGCAAUGUAAUUGAUGUGAAAUUACCAUUCAAGUUUAGCAUUGUCUGUGUUCUCUAGGGGUGCUGGUACAGGAGGCCUGGGCCUGACCAUAGAGGGAACGUCAGAGGCUAAAAUUACCUGUAAAGACAACAAAGAUGGCAGCUGCAGCGUAGAGUACGUUCCCUUCACACCUGGAGAGUAUGACGUCAACAUCAACUUCGGAGGACACCCCAUUCCAGGUAAUGCCUCAUACACAUACAAGUUCAAGUUUCAAGUUUUAUUAGUCGUAUGUACAGGAUACACAUGGUAUACAUCAAGGAUGGGCAACUGAUGGGGGUGGGGGCCACAAAACAUCUGAACUCAUCAUGAGGGGCUGCAGUAGCUCGCAGGUCUGCGUACCCACAUCCAUAUCCCCACAUGCAGUCAAAGCCGGCCAUAGCCUUUUGGGGGCCCUAAGUAAAAAAAAAAAAACAUUUUAGAGUGAAUUUCCUGCAAUUCUAUACAUGUUGCCAUGAGGCGCAGAGAAUAUAAUUGUUUUUAUUUCUUUUUUAUAAUUUCAUGCAAUUCUACUAAUUUUGCAAUGGGGUGGAGAGAAUAAUUAGCCGUUUAACAGCUAAUUUCCUGCAAUUCUACUAAUUUUGCCAUAGGGUGGAGAGAAGUGUUUGUAGUUUUGAUUAUGAUAUCUGAGUGAGAGUGACUAACUAAAUCGUUGGGGGCCUCCCGGUCUGUAAUUUUACCAUGAUUUCUACAAGUUUAGAUAGCUGGCUAGACAUUGGCUAAAUUGAGUGACUGUCAGUGACUAACAUAACAAUAGAAAAACUGUUGAUACACAAUCAAAUUUCAAAAUAGCACCUUGUGUAUUCUACUAUUCUAACUCUCAACAUUAAGUUGAGACCCCGACUGAGUUCCCCACCUGAUUUUUUAAAUAUAAAUACAGUACACUGAACAAAGUAUAAACGCAACAUGCAACAAUUUCAAAGAUUUUACUGAGUCACUGUUCAUAUAAAGAAAUCAGACAAUUGAAAUAAAUAAAUUAGGCCCUAAUCUAUGGAUUUCACAUGACUGGGAAUACAGAUAUGCAUCUGUUGGUCACAGAUACCUUUAAAAUAAAGUAGGGGCGUGGAUCAGAAAACCAGUCAGUAUCUGGUGUGACCACCAUUUGCUUCAUGCAGCACGACACAUCUCCUUCGCAUAGACAACUGUUGAUUGUGGCCUGUGGAAUGUUGUCCCACUCCUCUUCAAUGGAUGUCGAAGUUGCUGGAUAUUGGCGGGAACUGAAACACGCUGUCGUACACAUCGAUCCAGAGCAUCCCAAACAUGUUCAAUAGGUGACAUGUCUGGUGAGUAUACAGGCCAUGGAAGAACUGGGACAUUUUACGCUUCCAGGAAUUGUGUACAGAUCCUUACGACAUGGGGCCGUGCGUUUCAUGCUGAAACAUUAAUAAUAAUAAUAAUAUGCCAUUUAGCAGACGCUUUUAUCCAAAGCGACUUACAGUCAUGCGUGCAUACAUUUUUUUUAUUUUUUUUUGUGUAUGGGUGGUCCCGGGGAUCGAACCCACUACCUUGGCGUUACAAGCGCCGUGCUCUACCAGCUGAGCUACAGAGGAUACAUGAGGUGAUGGCAGCGGAUGAAAGGCAUGACAAUGGGCCUCAGGAUCUCGUCACGGUAUCUCUGUGCAUUCAAAUUGCCAUCGAUAAAAUGCAAUUGUGUUCGUUGUCUGUAGCAUAUACCUGCCCAUACCAUAACCCCACCGCCACCAUGGGGCACUCUGUUCACAACGUUGACAACAGCAAACCGCUCCCCAAACGACGCCAUAUCUUCUAUCUGCCCGGUACAGUUGAAACCGGGAUUCAUCCGUGAAGAGCACACUUCUCCAGCGUGCCAGUGGCCAUGGAAGGUGAGCAUUUGCCCACUGAAGUCGGUUACGACGUCGAACUGCUGUCAGGUCAAGACCCUGGUGAGGACGACGAGCACGCAGAUCAGCUUCCCUGAGACGGUUACUGACAGUUUGUGCAGACAUUCUUCAGUUGUGCAAACCCACAGUUUCAUCGGGUGGCUGGACUCAGAUGAUCCCGCAGGUGAAGAAGAUGGAUGUGGAGGUCCUGGGCUGGCGUGGUUACAUGUGGUCUGAGGUUGUAAGGCUGGUUGGACAUACUGCCAAAUUCUCUAAAACGAUGCUGGAGGUGGCUUAUGUUAGAGAAAUGAACAUUACAUUUUCUGGCAACAGCUCUGGUGGACAUUCCUGCAGUCAGCAUGCCAAUUGCACACUCACUCAAAACUUGAGACAUCUGUGGCAUUGUGUUGUGUGACAAAACUGCACAUUUUGAGUGGCCUUUUAUUGUCCCCAGCACAAGGUGCACCUGUGUAAUAUCAUGCUGUUUAAUCAGCUUCUUGAUAUGCCACACCUGUCAGGUGGAUGAUUAUCUUGGCAAAGGAGAAAUGCUCACUAACAGGGAUGUAAACAAUUUUGUGCGCAAAAUGUGAGCGAAAUAAGCUUUUUGUGCAUAUGGCCAAUUUCUGGGAUCUUUUAUUUCAACUCAUGUUUCAUGGGACCAACACUUUACAUGUUGCGUUAAUAUUUUUGUUCAGUAUAUAUAUAAUUUGUUUUGUGUGUGUAGUUUUGGGAAAUUGAUCCGCAGGUCUACAAAAGAACGGCCCACGAGUUGCCCAUCCCUGGUAUACACCGUCCAACGAAAUGCUUACUUGCAGGUUCCUUCACGACAAUGCAACAACAAUAAGAAAUAAUAAAAGAUAAGACUACUAACAUAAAGUGAAUGGCUCAGUAGAAUAGAAUAAACAUUUUAGCAUAAGUAUAAUACAGGGAGGAACUAUUGAUAGUCCAAUAAUUGAUAGUCCCCACAUAUACGCACAUACAGACACAUACGCUUACACACUGCAUGGAGAAGAAGAAGCAGAAUCAUCACGAGAAUACACGUUUCAAGUUUAUUUGCUAUGCAUAAUAAAUACAGUGAAAAUCUUACCCGAGCUCUCACGAUAAAAACACCAUAAAAACACAAUAUCCAAUACUUCUCAAUAUCUCUCUCUCCUACAUUAUUAUUAUUUAUUAUUAUUAAUAUAUUAUUAUUAUUACCUUCAUCCCUAUCAUCCUAAUAAAAAAGCUGACCUCUCUGUGACCUCGCUGUGUCUCUCUGUGUGUCUCCUGCAGGCAGUCCGUUCCGCGUGCCAGUGAGGGACGUGGUGGACCCCAGUAAGGUGAAAUGUUCAGGCCCAGGGUUGGGUGACGGAGUCAGAGCCCACGUACCUCAGAUCUUUACUGUGGAUGCUACACAGGCAGGACAGGCAAAACUGGAGGUCCAUCUCACAGGACCAUCAGGUAAGAGGAACUCUACAUACUUUACUCACGCAUGCACACGCUCAAGCAUAAAAAAACACCCAUAAACACACACACACAUACACAUGCAUGUUUGCAUACACUGACUUAUUUGAAGGUAGCUAAUCUGUCCUCUUUUCCCCAUAGGUUCAGAGCCUGUUGCUGUAAAAAACAAUGGUGAUGGUACACACACAGUCAAUUACACCCCAGUUCAGGAUGGCCCUUACACUGUGUCAGUUAAAUACGGAGACCAGGAGGUUCCUCGCAGGUGAGACAGACUGGACAAAACUAGAUUUACCAGAAACCCUUACUGUAAUAUCCUCAUUUACUUUUCUGUAGGCAAUUCAUACAUUUUCAUUAGGGUCAUGAAAUAUGAUUGUAUUUUUUCCCCCGCUCUCUCUCUCUCUCUCUCUCCAUCCACAGUCCAUUCAAGGUGAGAUCUCAGCCUGGUCAUGAUGCCAGUAAGGUUCGUGCCAGCGGUCCAGGUCUGGACAAGUCAGGUGUGCCCGCCAGCCUGCCAGUGGAGUUCACAAUCGAUGCCCGCGACGCAGGAGAGGGACUGCUCACUGUACAGAUACUGGUGAGUACAAUCCCCCCCCCCCCCUCCACACACACACACACACAUGCACACACCUCACACACAUUAACAUCCUCUCCCCCUGUAGGAUCCUGAAGGCAAGCCAAAGAAGGCUACCAUCUAUGACAACAGAGAUGGGACCUACACAGUGUCCUACGUACCAGACUCCACCGGCCCUUACACCAUCAUCAUCAAGUAUGGAGGAGAUGAGAUCCCCUCCUCUCCCUACCACAUCUCAGCCCUGCCCACUGGAGACGCCAGCAAGUGUCUGCUCACUGGUACACUUCUCCUUUUCCCUUCUCUUCUCUUUUAUCAUUUAUUUUAAAUAAUCUGACCAUUUUCUCUCUUCUUAUUUCCAGUGUCUAUCGGAGGACAUGCCCUGGCAUCAGGUCUGACUAAGAUGCAGGUGCACGAGGAGGCCAUCGUCUCUGUGGACGCAAAGGCUGCUGGGAAGGGCAAGGUGACCUGCUCGGUCACGACCCCAGAGGGGGUGGAGCUAGACAUGGAUGUGCAGGAGAACCGUGAUGGAACCUUCGACAUCUACUACACCGCUCCAGAACCCGGCAAAUAUGUCAUCACCAUCCGCUUCGGAGGACAGCACAUACCCAAGAGCCCCUUCCAUGUUACGGUGAGUACAUGUUAGUAACAUAGAUUUGUGUGUUAAUUAAUAUAUAUACUUUAUGUGGCGCUGAGCACAUAUGAACAUUUGAGUCAUUUCGCAGAUGUUCUUACCCAGAGCGACUCACAGUUAGUGCAUUCAUCUUAAGAUUCUGUAGCUAGUUGGGACAACCACAUAUCACAGUCAUAGUAAGUACAUUUUUCCUCAAUAAAGGAGGGGAGUGCGACGGGGGUGCUGAUUAUUUAAGAUACUCUUUCAAGAGGUAGGUUUUCAGAUGUUUUCAGAAUAUGGGUAUGGACUCUGCUGUCCUAGCUUCAGGGGGAAGCUGGUUCCACCAUUGGGGUGCCAGGACAGAGAAGAGCUUGGACUGUGAAGAGCGGGAGUUGUCAACCGUGAUGGAGAGGUCUUUGAGUGGGUAGGCCUUCCCCGGGAAGAAGAGCAGCUUUGUCUUGUCAAGGUUGAGCUUGAGGUGGUGGGCCGACAUCCAAGCUGAGAUAUCUGCCAGGCAUGCAGAGAUGCCUGUCGCCACCUGAGUGUCAGAAGGGGGGAAGGAGAAAAGUAGAUGAGUGUCAUCCGCAUAGCGAUGAUAGGAGAGACCAUGUGAGGAUAUGACGGAGCUGAGUGACUUGGUGUAUAGAGAGAAGAGGAGAGGGCCUAGAACGGAGCCCUGGGGGACACCAGUCGUGAGAGUAUGUGGUGCAGACACAGAUCCUCUCCACGUCACCUGGUAGGAGCUGCCUGCCAGGUAGGAUGCAAUCCAAGAGUGUGCAGAGACGCCCAGCCCUGAGAGGGUGGAGAGGAGGAUCUGAUCUUUCAAGGUGUCGAAGAAAGUGGAUAGAUCUAGGAGGAUGAGAACUGAGGAUAGAGAUUUAGCUUUGGUAGUGUGGAGAGCCUCCAUGACACAGAGAAGAGCAGUCUCGGUUGAGUGACCCGUCUUGAAGACUGACUGGUUAGGGUCAAGAAGGUCGUUCUGAGAGCGAUAGUGAGAGAGUUGGUCAGAGACAGCACGCUCAAGUAUUUUGGAAAGUUUUUGACGUCAAAGGAGUCGAGUGUUGGUUUCUUAAGGAGGGGAGCGACUCGGGCCAUUUUGAAGUCAGAGGGGAUGCAGCCAGUGGUCAGGGAUGAGUUGAUGAGAGAAGUGAGGAAUGGGAGAAGGUCUCCAGAGAUGGUCUGGAAAAGGGAGGAGGGGGUGGGGUCGAGCGGACAGGUUGUCGGGCGGCCGGACCUCACUAGUCGCAGGAUUUCAUCUGGAGAGAGAGGGGAGAAAGAGGUCAAGAAGUAGGGUAGUUCUGUGUGUGUGGGACCAGUGGACUCAAUAGGCUGAGUGAAUGAGGAGCGGAUGUCGUCAACCUUCUUUUCAAAGUGGUUGACAAAGUCGUCUGCAGAGACGGAGGGUGAGGAGGUGGAUAAUUAAGGAGGGAUGAGAAGGUGGAAAAUAGUUUCCUAGGGUAAAUUUAGAGUGAAAGAAAGUGGCUUUAACAGCGGAUACAGAGGAAGAGAAGGUAGAUAGGAGGGAGUGGAAGGAUGAUAGGUCCUCUGGAAUUUUAGUUUUCCUACAAUUUUGUUCAGCUGCCCACACCCUGUUCUGUAAGCUUGCAAUGAGUCACUCAGCCACGGAGCAGGAGGGGAUGGCCGAGCUGGCCGGGAGGAAAGGGGACAGUGCAAGUCAUAGGAUGCGGAAAUGGAGGAGACUAGGAUUGUAGAGGCAGAAUCAGGAGACAGGAGGGAGAAGGAUUUAGCAGAAGGGAGAGAUGAUAGGAUAGAAGAGGAGAGAGUAGUGUGAGAGAGAGCGAAGAUUGCGACGGCGAAAUACCAUCUGUCUAGGGGCUGAGUGGCUAGGUUAGGAGGAAAGGGAGACAGAAAAGGAGCUGGGUUGCAGUGAGAUUAGUAGGCAAACAGCCUCUAGUAAAGAUGAGGUCAAGCGUAUUGCCUGCCUUGUGAGUGGGAGAAGACUGGGAAAGGGUGAGGUCGAAAAAGGCAAGGAGGGGAAAGAGAGAGUUGGAAAGAAUGAAUCGAAGGCAGACGUCGGAAGGUUGAAGUCACCAAGUACGAAGAGCGGUGAGCCAUCUUCAGGAAAUGAGCUUAUCAAGGUGUCAAGCUCAUUGAAUAACUCUCUAAGGGCACCUGGUGGGCGAUAGAUCACAACAAUGUUAAGCUUGAGUGGGCAAGUGACAGUUACAGCAUGGAAAUCAAAUGAGGAGAUGGACAGGUGAGAGAGGGAGAAAAGAGAUAAUCUCCAAUUAGGAGAAAUGAGUAGCCCUGUGCCACCACCGCGACGACCAGAUGCUCUCGGACUAAGAAAGAAAACGUAGUCAGAUGAAGAGAGAGCAGCUAGUGUUGUCUGCGGUGAUCCAUGUCUCCAGCAGGGCGGAAAAGUCAAGGGACUGCAAAUCGUCAGUUCUAAACGCUGCCAGAGACCAGGAAUUCCACAUCGGUUGUGCGCACAGGGUACACUCAAUUAGAAAGUCUACAGGAAGAGGAGCGAACUGGGAUAGAAAAUACACACAUAGUUGGCAAAGUUACAAAAUAAAAUAAAUGAGAUCGUCUGAAAAUAACUAGGUAAGAUACUCAUUUUGUUUUACAUUUACAUUUUAGUCAUUUAGCAGACGCUCUUAUCCAGAGCGACUUACAGUUAGUGCAUUCAUCUUAAGAUACCUAGGUGGGACAACCACAUACAGUUGAAGUCGGAAGUUUACAUACACUUAGGUUGGAGUCAUUAAAACUCAUUUUUCAACCACUCCACAAAUUUCUUGUUAACAAACUAUAGAUUUGGCAAGUCGGUUAGGACAUCUACUUUGUGCAUGACACAAGUAAUUUUUCCAACAAUUGUUUACAGACAGAUUAUUUCACUUAUAAUUCACUGUAUCACAAUUCCAGUGGGUCAGAAGUUUACAGGUGUACCUGUGGAUGUAUUUCAAGACCUACCUUCAAACUCAGUGCCUCUUUGCUUGACAUCAUGGGAAAAUCAAAAGAAAUCAGCCAAGACCUCAGAAAAAUAAUUGUAAACCCCCACCAGUCUGGUUCAUCCUUGGGACCAGACUACGGUUUGCAACUGCACAUGGGGACAAAGAUCGUACUUUUGGAGAAAUGUCCUCUGGUCUGAUGAAACAAAAAUAGAACUAUUUGGCCAUAAUGACCAUUGUUAUGUUUGGAGGAAAAAGGGGGACUUGCAAGCCGAAGAACACCAUCCCAACCGUGAAGCACGGGGGUGGCAGCAUCAUGCUGUGGGGGUGCUUUGCUGCAGAAGGGACUGGUGCACUUCACAAAAUAGAUGGCAUCAUGAGGAAGGAAAAUUAUGUGGAUAUAUUGAAGCAACAUCUCAAGACAUCAGUCAGGAAGUUAAAGCUUGGUCGCAAAUGUGUCUUCCAAAUGGACAAUGACCCCAAGCAUACUUCCAAAGUUGUGGCAAAAUGGCUUAAGGACAACAAAGUCAAGGUAUUGGAGUGGCCAUCACAAAGCCCUGACCUCAAUCCUAUAGAAAAUAUGUGGGCAGAACUGAAAAGGCGUGUGCGAGCAAGGAGGCCUACAAACCUGACUCAGUUACACCAGCUUUGUCAGGAGGAAUGGGCCAAAAUUCACCAAACUUAUUGUGGGAAGCUUGUGGAAGGCUACCCGAAACGUUUGACCCAAGUUAAACAAUUUAAAGGCAAUGCUACCAAAUACUAAUUGAGUGUAUGUAAACUUCUGACCCACUGGGAAUGUGAUAAAAGAAAUAAAAGCUUAAAUAAAUCAUUCUCUCUACUAUUAUUCUGACAUUUCACAUUCUUAAAAUAAAGUGGUGAUCCUAACUGACCUAAAACAGGUAAUUUUUACUAGGAUUAAAUGUCAGGAAUUGUGAAAAACUGAGUUUAAAUGUAUUUGGCUAAGGUGUAUGUAAACUUCCGACUUCAACUGUAUAACAGGCAUGGGGGGGGUCUGGUGAGAGAGUGGUGUGGAGCAUUCUGGGGGACAAAACUAACAUUGGGUAAUCCUUCACUUAAUGUUUUAUAACUUGCUGUUAUCAUGUAUGAAUCUUUAUAAUGUCUUAUAAGGGUGUAACAACAUUUUAACUGACUCAAAAAGGCUGCAUUAAAGUUCAAUUUGUACUUUGUAUAGACAUAGCUUGCUAUAGUUACUCAUACAUGUAUGAUAUUAUAUUUUUGCUGACCAUCAUAUUUCUUUAUUUGCCCUUUUAGGCAACAAAGGAGCCCGUUGUCCAUAGGAAAGGCAUGGAUCAGUUCCGCCCUCUCAACCUGGUCAUCCCAUUCACCGUACAGCAGGGACCGAUCACAGGUACAGGGACUUUUCCGGAAUAUUUUCCAAAUUUCCCAGGUUUUCCCCAAAAAAAAACAGUUAAAGGAUUCCCUCUCUGCUUAUGCAAGGAUGCAAAAAUUCCUUCAUGAUUCCAGGAACUCUCCAUCCGGGAUUUGGGGGAAACCUUGGAAAUGUGGGAAACUUUACAGAAUUUGGUAAUCCUAACAGACACUCAUUAACACAUAAAACAGUACACAGGUACAGUUGAAGUCGGAAGUUUACAUCUUAGCCAAAUACAUUUAAACUCAGUUUUUCACAAUUCCUGACAUUUAAUCCUAGUAAAAAUUCCCUGUUUUAGGUCAGUUAGGAUCACCACUUUAUUUUAAGAAUGUGAAAUGUCAGAAUAAUAGUAGAGAGAAUGAUUUAUUUCAGCUUUUAUUUCUUUCAUCACAUUCCAAGUGGGUCAGAAGUUUACAUACACUCAAUUAGUAUGUGGUAGCAUUGCCUUUAAAUUGUUUAACUUGGGUCAAACGUUUCGGGUAGUCAUCCACAAGCUUCCCACAUCCUGACACAGCUGGUAUAACUGAGUCAGGUUUGUAGGCCUCCUUGCUUGCGCACGCUUUUUCAGUUCUGCCCACACAUUUUCUAUAGGAUUGAGGUCAGGGCUUUGUGAUGGCCACUCCAAUACCUUGACUUUGUUGUCCUUAAGCCAUUUUGCCACAACUUUGGAAGUAUGCUUGGGGUCAUUGUCCAUUUGGAAGACACAUUUGCGACCAAGCUUUAACUUCCUGACUGAUGUCUUGAGAUGUUGCUUCAAUAUAUCCACAUAAUUUUCCUUCCUCAUGAUGCCAUCUAUUUUGUGAAGUGCACCAGUCCCUUCUGCAGCAAAGCACCCCCACAGCAUGAUGCUGCCACCCCCGUGCUUCACGGUUGGGAUGGUGUUCUUCGGCUUGCAAGUCCCCCUUUUUCCUCCAAACAUAACAAUGGUCAUUAUGGCCAAAUAGUUCUAUUUUUGUUUCAUCAGACCAGAGGACAUUUCUCCAAAAGUACGAUCUUUGUCCCCAUGUGCAGUUGCAAACCGUAGUCUGGUCCCAAGGAUGAACCAGACUGGUGGGGGUUUACAAUUAUUUUUCUGAGGUCUUGGCUGAUUUCUUUUGAUUUUCCCAUGAUGUCAAGCAAAGAGGCACUGAGUUUGAAGGUAGGCCUUGAAAUACAUCCACAGGUACACCACCAAUUGACUCAAAUGAUGUCAAUUAGCCUAUCAGAAGCUUCUAAAGCCAUGACAUCAUUUUCUGGAAUUUUCCAAGCUGUUUAAAGGCACAGUCAACAUAGUGUAUGUAAACUUCUGACCCAUUGGAAUUGUGAUACAGUGAAUUAUAAGUGAAAUAAUCUGUCUGUAAACAAUUGAUGGAAGAAUGACUUGUGUCAUGCACAAAGUAGAUGUCCUAACCGACUUGCCAAAACUAUAGUUUGUUAACAAGAAAUUUGUGGAGUGGUUGAAAAACGUGUUUUAAUGACUCCAACCUAAGUCUAUGUAAACUUCCGACUUCAACUGUACCUGUAGAUAAUCUUACUGCUUCAGACACAAUGACACACUCACUUCCCUUUCCUGUAAUUUCCAGGUGAGGUGCGUAUGCCCUCCGGUAAGACGGCCCACCCCCACAUCACAGACAACAAGGAUGGGACCAUCACAGUUAAAUUCAACCCUACUGAGAAGGGUCUGCACGAGAUGGACAUCAAGUAUGAAGGAAACCACAUCCCAGGUACAGUACACUUCUGUCUGUCAAAACCAGAGGAGAAAACACCUUGUGUUAGCCUGUCUUCAAACUAAACCCAGACUCAAUGUAAGCAGUUAUGCUCAAUUAAGAGACUUUCUUAUGUUCAUAUUUCUACAAAUUUUUUCAGGUCAGGUUUUUAAACAGGCAUAUUUACGUAUAUGAACGUUAAAUAAACAUUGAUGAACAUUGAACAAACUUUUUUCUGUCUGUCCAUUCCUCCAUUAUCUCUCUCCCCCUCACAGGAAGCCCCCUCCAGUUCUAUGUGGAUGCUAUGAACAGUGGUCUGGUGACAGCGUACGGCCCUGGCCUCUGUCACGGCACCGUCAACAAACCUGCCACUUUCACCGUGGUCACCAAUAACGUUGGAGAAGGUACUUCCAAUUACUAUUUAUGCAAUUCUUUAUUCUUAUUUCAACCAAUACUUUUGUAACACAGUUAAUACUUUUUAGUAUUGACUUGUAUUUUUCCCGCUCUGUCAACAAUGACGGGAAAACAUUUCUCCAUCUAAUCCUAUGUAGACAGUUGAGUAAAACCCCAUCUCUCUCUCUCUCUCACUCACUCACUCACUCACUCACUCACUCACUCACUCACUCACUCACUCACUCACUCACUCACUCACUCACUCACUCACUCACUCACUCACUCACUCACUCACUCACUCACUCACUCACUCACUCACUCACUCACUCACUCACUCACUCACUCUCUCUCCCUCCUACCACCCCUACAGGUGGUCUGUCCCUGGCGGUGGAGGGUCCUUCUAAGGCAGAGAUCACCUGUAAAGACAAUAAGGGUGGAACCUGUAAUGUAUCCUACCUGCCCACCUCACCAGGAGACUACAAGAUCAUCGUCAAGUUUGACAACAAACACAUACCCGGCAGCCCCUUCACUGCUAAAAUCACUGGUGAGUGGGUCUGGACCAGAACACUCAGGGGUGUAUCCACAUACAGCCACAAUACCACUCAUACUUUCGCAGUGAAAUCAUUGGUACAUUGAUAAAUCAUAUGUGUUUUAGGGCGCUACAUAAAAUUAUAUUGGGAUGGUUAGUAAAGGGUUAGCAAAUGAUUUGUAAGUGUAAGUAAAUGGUCAGUCAUUGUGAGUGAAUGUUAGUAAUUGUUUUUCCAUGUUAGUAAAUAAUUAGUUAAUGGUUAGUAAAUGGUUUGUAAAUGGUUUAUAAAUGUUAUGUAGUUAGUAAAUGUUAAUAAAUGGUUUGUCAAUCUAUUUUCCAUUUCUCUCUAUCCAGGUGAUGAUUCUAUCAGGACGUCCCAGCUCAACGUGGGGACAGCAGCAGACUUGUCACUGAAGAUCACAGAGUCUGACCUGAGCCUGCUGACGGCUAGUAUCAGAGCUCCAUCAGGCAAUGAAGAGCCCUGUUUGCUCAAGAGACUUCCCAACAGACACAUAGGUGAGAUACUACCCACUAACCUGGCAUGAGCCUGUGAUUUUCAAUAACAUGGCUCUGGUGGGUAGAAUAAAUGGUUUGGUUUCCUUACUCUGAAGCAAAGUAACCUUUCUCGCCGUGUGAACCAUCAGUCUUGGGACUCUCGACAGACGGACAGAGAGCACUGAGUUCAACUUUCUGGAAGCAUAAAACGAUGACAGCAAUGUCAGAAUGUGUGAAUCCUUUAACUAAUCCCUGUUUAAAUACUCUGUUCCAAUAUCUACUUACACACUCCUUUCCUCCAUCCCUCCAUCCGCAGGUAUCUCCUUCACCCCUAAGGAGGUGGGAGAGCACGAGGUGAGCGUGAAGAAGAGCGGUAAGCACGUGACCAACAGCCCUUUCAAGAUCCAGGUUGGCCAGUCAGAGAUUGGCGAGGCCAAUAGGGUCAAGGCUUUUGGUAAAGGACUGGUGGAGGCCCACACCUUCGAUAUGGCUGAGUUCUUUGUGGACACUAGGAAUGCCGGUAAGGCUGUAGGAGCAUGUUAGCCAUAUUAAAGGAAAGAUUCACCCAUUUUGAAUGUUAUAGUUUUUGUGCAUCUCUGAGCGAUGUUCUAUCGAUUCCCAGGGUCAUUUCAAGUGUUCAGGUGUAUCUGAGCUAUUCGAUGUUCAAGCAGGCGGAGAUACAGCCGGGAUGACGAGUUUUGCAUCAACAUUCAAAAUGGGUGUAUCUUUCCUUUAAGCUAAUCUAACCCAUAUCUGCUAAAGUUCAUAGACAGAUACACCCAUUGCCUUACAUCUUUAGCUCUUUCUGCCCCCCCCCCCCCUCUCCUCACUCUCUUUCUCAGGUUAUGGUGGUCUGGGGUUGUCGAUCGAGGGUCCGAGUAAAGUGGAUAUUAACUGUGAGGAUGUGGAGGAUGGAACGUGCAGAGUCAGUUACUGCCCCACAGAGCCAGGCAACUACAUCAUCAACAUCAAGUUCUCUGACAAGCACAUCCCAGGUUAGUGUUUCCUUGUCUUACUUCAGUUCUGUAAAUUGAAAUAUGAUUUUAUGAAAAAUGUGUGAAAUUAGUAAAUGAACUUGGUUUAGGUGAGAUUGCAUUUCAUUAUCGAACAACAUUGUCAGUCACUGUUACCUGUGAUUUUUUUGUUGUUGCACCAAUUCCGGUUUCAGACCUCUCAUUGGCUGAUCCUCUGCCCCUACAGGAAGUCCUUUCACAGUGAAGGUGACAGGAGAAGGAAGGAUGAAGGAGAGCAUCACCAGGAAGAGAACUGCCCCCUCCAUCGCCUCUGUAGGCAGCGCCUGUGGCCUCAACCUCAAAAUCCCUGGUGAGCACAGCCUGGUGCGCGAUAUCUAAUGUUAAGGAAGUCUCUGGUUUUUGCUCACCUGAAUUAGAAUACCUCAUGAUAAGCUACAGACAGUACUAUUUACCAAUAGUUUUCAUCUAUAGAAAGAUAUGGUAUGGCAUAUAGAAGCAAACCGGAUGGACAUCAUGAAAAUGAUCGGAGAGGUUGAGGGUAGAGGAAGUUCAGGAGUAAAAACAAAAAAAAUAGAAUUAUUGUAAAAUUGACUGUGUCCAUAAAAUGUAUAUACAGUGGGGAGAACAAUUAUUUGAUACACUGCCGAUUUUGCAGGUUUUCCUACUUACAAAGCAUGUAGAGGUCUGUAAUUUUUAUCAUAGGUACACUUCAACUGUGAGAGACGGAAUCUAAAACAAAAAUCCAGAAAAUCACAUUGUAUGAUUUUUAAGUAAUUAAUUUGCAUUUUAUUGCAUGACAUAAGUAUUUGAUACAUCAGAAAAGCAGAACUUAAUAUUUGGUACAGAAACCUUUGUUUGCAAUUACAGAGAUCAUACGUUUCUUGUAGGUCUUGACCAGGUUUGCACACACUGCAGCAGGGAUUUUGGCCCACUCCUCCAUACAGACCUUCUCCAGAUCCUUCAGGUUUCGGGGCUGUCGCUGGGCAAUACGGACUUUCAGCUCCCUCCAAAGAUUUUCUAUUGGGUUCAGGUCUGGAGACUGGCUAGGCCACUCCAGGACCUUGAGAUGCUUACGGAGCCACUCCUUAGUUGCCCUGGCUGUGUGUUUCGGGUCGUUGUCAUGCUGGAAGACCCAGCCACGACCCAUCUUCAAUGCUCUUACUGAGGGAAGGAGGUUGUUGGCCAAGAUCUCGCGAUACAUGGCCCCAUCCAUCCUCCCCUCAAUACGGUGCAGUCGUCCUGUCCCCUUUGCAGAAAAGCAUCCCCAAAGAAUGAUGUUUCCACCUCCAUGCUUCACGGUUGGGAUGGUGUUCUUGGGGUUGUACUCAUCCUUCUUCUUCCUCCAAACAUGGCGAGUGGAGUUUAGACCAAAAAGCUAUAUUUUUGUCUCAUCAGACCACAUGACCUUCUCCCAUUCCUCCUCUGGAUCAUCCAGAUGGUCAUUGGCAAACUUCAGACGGGCCUGGACAUGCGCUGGCUUGAGCAGGGGGACCUUGCGUGCGCUGCAGGAUUUUAAUCCAUUACGGCGUAGUGUGUUACUAAUGGUUUUCUUUGAGACUGUGGUCCCAGGUCUCUUCAGGUCAUUGACCAGAUCCUGCCGUGUAGUUCUGGGCUGAUCCCUCACCUUCCUCAUGAUCAUUGAUGCCCCACGAGGUGAGAUCUUGCAUGGAGACCCAGACCGAGGGUGAUUGACCGUCAUCUUGAACUUCUUCCAUUUUCUAAUAAUUGCGCCAACAGUUGUUGCCUUCUCACCAAGCUGCUUGCCUAUUGUCCUGUAGCCCAUCCCAGCCUUGUGCAGGUCUACAAUUUUAUCCCUGAUCUCCUUACACAGCUCUCUGGUCUUGGCCAUUGUGGAGAGGUUGGAGUCUGUUUGAUUGAGUGUGUGGACAGGUGUCUUUUAUACAGGUAACGAGUUCAAACAGGUGCAGUUAAUACAGGUAAUGAGGGGAGAACAGGAGGGCUUCUUAAAGAAAAACUAACAGGUCUGUGAGUGUCGGAAUUCUUACUGGUUGGUAGGUGAUCAAAUACUUAUGUCAUGCAAUAAAAUGCAAAUUAAUUACUUAAAAAUCAUACAAUGUGAUUUUCUGGAUUUUUGUUUUAGAUUCCGUCUCUCACAGUUGAAGUGUACCUAUGAUAAAAAUUACAGACCUCUACAUGCUUUGUAAGUAGGAAAACCUGCAAAAUCGGCAGUGUAUCAAAUACUUGUUCUCCCCACUGUAGUAUGUAUAAGCUGGAUGUAGAGGCCUAAGCGUUGCUGUUCACUAGUUUACUACAAUUAGGGAAGGGGUGGUGGGGUUGGAAGAUAAUAAAGAGAAAUAUAUAUUUUUAAAGGAUGUGUAUGUGUAUGUAUGUAUGUGUAUGUGUGUAUGUAUAUAUAUAUAUAUAUAUAUAUGCAUAUAUAUAUAUAUGCAUAUAUAUGUACAUAUGUAUAUAUAUAUAUAUAUAUAUAUAUAUAUAUAUAUAUAUAUAUAUGCGAGGAAGAAAAAAAACAUAUGGGGGAUUGGAAGUGAUGCAGACAAUUACAUUGAUGGAAGUUACAAUUUAUCUGCAAUAUUAAAGCUGAUCUACCCCCUAAUCAAAGUGUUUUCAUCUAUAUGUUUCGUAGCUGUCUAUUUACCACCACAAACCGAUGCUGGCACUAAGACUGCACUCAAUGAGCUGUAUAGGGCCAUAAGCAAACAAGAAAAUGCACAUUCAGAGGCAGCGCUUCUUGUGGCCGGUGAUUUUAAUGCAGGAAAACUGAAAUCAAUUUUACCUCAUUUUUACCAGCAUGUCACCUGUGCAACUAGAGGUGACAACUCUAGAUCACCUUUAUUCCACACACAGAAACCAUAAUCAGAUCAUAACUCUAUUCUCCUGCUUCCUGCUUACAAGCAAAAACUCAAACAGGAAGUACCAGUGACGCGCUCAAUAUGGAAGUGGUCCGAUGAAGCGGAUGCUAAGCUACAGGAUUGUUUCGCCAGCACAGAUUGGAAUAUCUUCCGGGAUACAUCCGAUAACAUGGAGGAGUUUACCACAUCAGUCACCAGCUUUAUUAAUAAGUGCAUCGACGACAUCGUCCCCACAGUGACCGUACAGUACGUACAUACCCGAACCAGAAGCCAUGGAUUACAGGCAACAUCCGCACUGAGCUAAAGGCUAGAGCUGCCACUUUCAAGGCGCGGGACACUAAUCCGGACGCUUAUAAGGAAUCCCGCUACUACCUCCGACGAGCCAUCAAAUAGGCAAAGCGUCAAUACAAGACUAAGAUCGAAUCCUACUACGCCGGCUCUGAUGCUCGACGGAUGUGGCAGGGCUUUUAAACUAUCACGGAUUACAAAAUGAAAUUUAGCUGUGAGCUGCCCAGCGACACAAGCCUACCAGAUUAGCUAAAUGCCUUCUAUGCUCGCUUCGAGGCAAGCAACACUGAGCCAUGCAUAAGAGCACCAACUGUUCCAGACAACUGUGUGAUCUCUCUCUCCAUAGCCGAUGUGAGUAAGACCUUUAAACAGGUUGACAUUCGCAAGACCGCGGGGACAGACAGAAUACCAGGCCGCAUACUUAGAGCAUGCACUGACCAGCUGGCAAGUGUCUUCACUGACAUUUUCAACCUAUCCCUGACCCGGUCUGUAAUACCAACUUGUUUCAAGCAGAACACCAUAGUCCCCUUGCACAAGAACGCCAAGGUAAUCUGCCUAAAUGAUUAUCACCCUGUAACACUCACACAUAUAGCCAUGAAAUGUAAGAAUGCUGUUAAUUGACUACAGCUCAGCAUUAAACACCAUAGUCCCCUCCAAGCUCAUCACCAAGCUCAGGACCCUAGGACUGAACACCUCCCUCUGCAACUGGAUCCUGGACUUCCUGACGGGCCGCCCCCCAGGCGGUGAGGGUUGGCAACAUGCAUCCGCCAUGCUGACCAUCAACCCUCAGGGGUGUGUGCUUAGUCCCCUCCUGUACUCCCUGUUCACCAAUGACUGCAUGGCCAUGCACGACUACAAUACCAUCAUCAAGUUUGCAGAUUACACGCCGGUGGUAGCACUGAUCAUCAACAAUGAUGAGGCAGCCUAUAGGGAGGAGGUCAGAGACCUGGCAGUGGCAGUGUGGUGCCAGAACAACAACUUCUCACUCUACGUUAGCAAGACAAAAGAGCUGAUCAUGGACUACAGGAAACGGAGGAGCAAGCACGCCCCCAUCCACAUCGAUGGGGCUGAAGUGGAGUGGGUUGAGAGCUUCAAGUUUCUCGGUGUCCAAAUCACUAAGGAAUUAACAUGGUCUACACACACCGACACAGUUGUGAAGAUGGCACGACAGCGCCUCUUCCCCCUCAGCAGGCUGAAAAUAUUUGGCAUGGGCCCUCAGAUCCUCAAAGAGUUCUACAGCUGCACCACUGAGAGCAUCUUGACUGGCUGCAUCACCACUUGGUACGGCAACUGCUACAGAGGGUGGUGGGUAUAGCCCAGUGCAUCACUGGGGCCAAGCUCCCUGCCAUCUAGGACCUAUUUUAUUUUUAUUUUUUAUUUUACCUUUAUUUAACUAGACAAGUCAGUUAAGAACAAAUUCUUAUUUACAAUGACGGCCUACACCGCCCUAUGGGACUCCCAGUCAUGGCCGGUUGUGAUACAGCCUGGAAUCGAACCAGGGGGUCUGUAGUGACGACUCAAGCACUGAGAUGCAGUGCCUUAGACCGCUGCGCCACUCAGGAGCCAGGUGGUGUCAAAAAUUGUCAAAGACUCCAGCCACCCAAGCCAUAGACUGUUCUCUCUGCUACCGCACGGCAAAUGGUACCAUUGCACCAAGUCUGGAACCAACAGGAACAGCUUUUACCCCCAAGCCAUAAGACUGCUAAACAAACAAGACUGCAAAAUAGCUAAUCAAAUGGCUACCCGCUGCUGCUACUGUCUCUUAUCUAUCCUGUUGCCUAGUCACUUUAACCCUACCUAUAUGUACAUAGCUAACUCAAUUACCUCGUACCCCUGAACAUCAACUCGGUACUGGUACUCCCUGUAUACCAACCAUGGGGCGGCAGGUAGCUUAGUGGUUAAGAGCGUUGUUCCAGUAACCGAAAGGUCGCUGGUUCUAAUCCCCGAGCCAACUAGGUGAAAAAUCUGUCGAUGUGUCCUUGAGCAAGGCACUUAACCCUAAUUGCUCCUGUAAGUCGCUCUGGAUAAGAGCGUCUGCUAAAUGACCAAAAAAAAGGUUAUUUUUACUCAUUGUUAUUCUCUGUGUAUUUAUUCCUCUUGUCACUAUUUCAAAUUUUUUGUUAAAUUUUUUAUCUUUAACUCUGCAUUGCUGAAAAAGGACCCGUGAGUAAGCAUUUCACAGUUAGUUUACACCUGUUGUUUACGAAGCAUGUGACAAAGAAAAUUUUAUUUUAUUUUUAUUUUAUACAUGGUCACAAUGUGGUCAAGUAUUACUCUCAUGGUGCUGAAGUACCCCACAUUAAUAUUACCCCUAUCACUCGACUCUCAAUCAACUUUCAUACAGCUUUCGCUAGCUAGCUUAAAAGCUAAGCUAGCUAGCACGAGUCUUCAAGUAUAGCUGGCAUCUAAGACUAGCCAAGCACUAACCAUUCCUGCUUUCUCUCCACCAAUAGGAAACUGGUUCCAGAUGGUGUCAGCCCAGGAGAGGAUGACUCGCACAUUCACACGCAGCAGCCACACGUACACGCGCACGGAGCGCACAGAGAUCAGCAAAAUGCGGGGCGGCGAGACGAAGAGGGAGGUGAGGGUAGAGGAGAGCACCCAGAUGGGAGGACCAGGAGGAGCCAGUCCAUUCAGAGAUGUUUUUGGAGAGUUCCUGGGCAGAGAGAGUCUGGCUAGCUUUGCUGGGAUACCCGCUACAGUCACACCAGGUGAGAAUGAAUGAAGAAAAAAAUACUAAUUUACUAACACUCAACUGUUGUACUUGUUUUUCUUUUAUUGAUUUUACAGAUAGGGGCUAUAUUGAACAAGGUUUUACUUUCAAUGUCAUAAUCGAUAUGUGGUUGUUUUACCUACACUCUUUAAAAAAAAGGAUUACAAAAGGGUUCUUCAGUUGUCCCCAGAGGAGAACCCUUUUGGGUUCCAUGUAGAACUCUCUGUGGAAAGGGUUCUACAUGGAACCCAAAAGGGUUCUAUCUGGAACCAAAAAGGGUUCUUCAAAGGGUUCUCCUUUGCGGACAGCCGAAGAACCCUUUUAGGUUCUAGUGUACUUUAGUUGAAUGCACUGAUUGUAAGUUGCUCUGGAUAAGAGUGUGUGCUAAAUUACUAAAAUGUAAAAAGCCAGUCUGACCCCCUCUAUCCCUCGCUCAUCCCUCCUCUAGGUGAGACCGCUACCCAGGGUAGUAUGACGGCCCAGGUGACCAGCCCUGGUGGUAAAACAGAACAGGCAGAGAUCAUAGAUGGAGGGGACAGCACCUAUAGUGUCCGCUUCGUGCCCCAGGAGAUGGGGGCCCACACGGUCAAUGUGAAGUACAGCGGGCAGCAUGUCCCCGGUAGUCCCUUCCAGUUUACAGUGGGACCCCUGGGAGAAGGAGGGUCCCACAAGGUUCGGGCCGGAGGCACUGGGCUGGAAAGAGGAGUGGCAGGAGCACCAAGUAAGUAGCCUGACCUGACCUUCUCUGUCUCUGAAAAAAUAACACUUAACUGUUGUACAUGUCCUUUCCUUUACACUAACUAGCACUGAUUUUGCAUAUAGCACAUAUAUUUUGAAGAAUGUUUUACUUUCAAUAAGUUAUUUUUUACCUACUUUAGUUGAACCAGGUUUCAACCCGUCUCUCUCUCUCUCUCUCUCUCUCUCUCUCUCUCUCUCUCUCUCUCUCUCUCUCUCUGUCUUUCUCUCUCUCUCUCUCUCUCUCUCUCUCCCCCUCUCUCUCUCUCUCCCUCCCUCCCUCCCUCCCCGUAGCUGAGUUUAGUAUCUGGACGCGGGAGGCCGGUGCAGGCGGUCUGUCCAUCGCUGUAGAAGGGCCCAGUAAGGCUGAGAUCUCCUUUGAAGACAGGAAGGAUGGAUCCUGUGGGGUGGUCUACAUCGUACAGGAUCCAGGUGAGAUAGGGUACAAAAACCCCAUCCAGCUCCAAGGACCAACAAUUGAGCAAAGUAUUUGGACAGUGACACUUUUUUUUUUUUGUUGGGGGGGGGGGGGGGGGGGGGGGGCUCUUUACUCCAGUACUUGCAAAUUAUACAAUGACAAUGGGGUUAAAGUGCAGCCUGUCAGCUUUAAUUAGAGGGUAUUUUCAUCCAUAUCGGGGAAACUGUUUAGAAAUUACAGCACUUUUUAGGCAACCUAAAGUAUUUGGUAAAAGUAAAGUAUGUAUUAAAGUAGUCAAAAGCUUAGUAUUUGGUCACAUAUUCCUAGCAAGCAAUGACUCCAUCAAGCUUGUGGCUCUACACAUUUGUUGGAUGCAUUUGCAGUUUGUUUUGGUUGUGUUUCAGAUGAUUUUGUUCCCAAUAUAAAUUAAUGGUAAAUAAUGUAUUGUGUCAUUUUAGAGUCAUUUUAAUUGUAAAUAAGAAUAGAAUAUGUUUCUGAACAUUUCUACAUUAAUGUGGAUGCUACCAUAAUUACGGAUAAUCCUGAAUGAAUUGUGAAUAAUAAUGAGUGAGAAAGUUACAGAGACAUAAAUAUCAUACCCCACAAAAAUGAUAACCUCCCCUGUUAUUGUAAUGGUGAGAGGUUAGCAUGUCUUGGGGGUAUGAUCUUCGUGCCUCUGUAACUUUCUCACUCAUCCUUAUUGACGAUUCAUUCAGGAUUAUCCGUAAUCAUGGUAGCAUCCACAUUAAUGUAGAAGUGUCUAGAAACAUAUUAUAUUCUUAUUUACAAUAAAAGUGACUCCAAAGUGAAACAGUACAUUAUUUACCAUUCAUUUCUAUUGGGCACAAAAUAAUCUGAAACAAACCAAAACAAACUACAAAUGGAACUAACAAGUUUGUAGAGUCACAAGCUUGAUGUAGUCAUUGGGUGUUAGUAAUAUGGGACCAAAUACUAAACUUUUGACUACACACAUAAGUGAACGUCCAAAUACUUUUUGUUCCUUAAAAUGGGGGGAACAUGUACAUAAAGUGCUGUAAUUUCUAAAUGGUUCACCCACAUUGUAUCAUUUCAAAUCCAAAGUCCUGGAGUACAGAGCCAAAACAACAAAAAAUUUGUCACUGUCCAAAUACUGCUCUAAGAAGCUACAUAGCACUAGACUAGGCAGUAGGUGCUCUAAGAAGCUACAUAGCAGUAGACUAGGCAGUAGGUGCUCUAAGAAGCUACAUAGCAGUAGACUAGGCAGUAGGUGCUCUAAGAAGCUACAUAGCAGUUGUCCCCAGUUAGAGGGACGAGGACACAGCAAGAAACAAACACACCGACUACAAGGCGUCAGUCUUUCCCACAGCUUAUCAAUGAAACAGAUAAGCUCUCAUAUUCAGCAGAGACAAUGACAGCUAUUGAUUGGAUAAUACUAUACUGAAAUAUUUUUUUGUCAUUUACACCGUGUUUUUCUCCUUUCCUUCUCCUACAUUUCAAUAAUCUGAUCACUGUUAUUUUGGUCUCUAACUCCCUGGUUCCGCUGUGUGCCCUCAGGUGACUAUGAAGUGUCAAUCAAGUUCAACAACGAGCACAUCCCAGACAGCCCCUUUGUUGUUCCCAUAGCAACGCUGUCUGACGAGGCAUGCCGACUCACUGUCACCAGCCUGCAGGUAGGAACACACACAUGAACACACACGCACACACACACACACACACACACACACAAACAGAAUCACAGAAUUACUUAUUGUGUUAGAACACUCCUCACAAGGCCAUCAUUUAGCAUAACAAUAGUUGCUUGUUGGUCGGGCUUUGUUUGUCCUUGGAAGUGUAACUGGAGGCGUGGGCUGUAGCAGUAACCAAGGCUAUUUUAUUAUGUUGUUGUUGUUUAAUGGUGAGAGGGAUGAGAAGGAUCAACUGUCCCUCUUCUAAUAUGUGGGGUCUUACUCAUGGCUGACAGUAUUGCUCAUCACCCCCCAAUGGGACAGACAUUAACACCUUCUCCCUCUUACUCAUCCCGGGAAUCUCUCUACUUAUCUCCUUAUUGUUAUUUCAUAUACAAGAUGAGUCACAGUCCCACAAACACAUUCUACACACACAAGACAAGCUAACAGAGCUUUACCAGAUCCUGACCCUGUUUUUCCUUCCUCCUCCCCUCAGGAGAAGGACCUAAAGGUGAACCAGGAAGCGUCGUUCGCUGUGCAGCGUAACGGGGCAAGGGGCGUGGUCGAUGCUAAGGUCCACACCCCCUCCGGCUCAGCAGAGGAGUGCUACGUCACAGAGCUGGACAGUGGUAAGAUAGAAGGAUAGGUUUGGUAUUAGACCUCACAGUUAUAUGGUUCCUUACUCUGAAAGUAGUCUAUGGGCCAGGAGAGACUGUAAUUCACUACUCCUACCUUCAGCUAACUACAGCCACCACUAACCAAAAUUAAAUGGGAGAGAUGGGGACAAAUGUGUUACUUAAUGUUGAACAGUUGGCUGUAAAACAAAACAUGAACUUUAUACCAUUACCAUUAUAUGUAUUUAAUAUAUCUAAAUCACUCCUAUUCCCCAGACAAGAACGCAAUCCGCUUCAUUCCCCGUGAGAAUGGCGUGCACUCCAUCGACGUCAAGUUCAAUGGCAGCCACAUCCCUGGUAGUCCGUUCAACGUGAGGGUGGGGGAGGCAGGACAGGCUGGAGACCCAGGCAUGGUGACAGCAUAUGGGCCUGGACUGGAUGGAGGAUCCACAGGUACAUAUCUUCUCCUUAUCUUCUUACUCCCGCUGUACACAGACCCUCUGCUACUGACAACACAUGUAAUAAAUCAAAUCAAAUCAAAUGUUAUUUGUCACAUGCGCCGAAUACAACAGGUGUAGACCUUACAGUGAAAUGCUUACUUACAAGCCCUUAACCAACAAUGUAGUUUUAAGAAAAAUAAGUGUUAAGUAAAAAAUUGAUAAGUAAAAAUAAAACAAAUAGUCAAAUAGCAAAUAAUUAAAGAGCAGCAGUAAAAUAACAGUAGCGAGGCUAUAAACAGGGGUACCGGUACAGAGUCAAUGUGCGGGGGCACAGGUUAGUUGAGGUAAUUGAAGUAAUAUGUACAUGUGUGUAGAGAUAAAGUGACUAUGCAUAGAUAAUAAACAGAGAGUAGCAGCAGCGUAAAAAGAGGGGGUGGGGGUAGACAUUUGAUUAGCUGUUCAGGAGUCUUAUGGCUUGAGGGUAGAAGCUGUUAAGAAGCCUUUUGGAGCUAGACUUGCCGCUCCGGUACCCCUUGCCGUGCGGUAGCAGAGAGAACAGUCUAUGACUAGGGUGGCUGGAGUCUUUGACAAUUUUUAGGGCCUUCCUCUGACACCGCCUGGUAUAGAGGUCCUGGAUGGCAGGAAGCUUGGCCCCAGUGAUGUACUGAGCCCUACGCACUACCCUCUGUAGUGCCUUGCGGUCAGAGGCCGAGCAGUUGCCAUACAAGGCGGUGAUGCAACCAGUCAGGAUGCUCUCGAUGGUGCAGCUGUAUAACUUUUUGAGGAUCUGUGGGGUCUGUCAUCAAUGAUUAAUAUACAUACAGUAUAUUCAUCAUUGGUUGUAGUGACGUCAUUUCAACCAGUUUUGCCUGUUAUGAUGCUGUCUUAAAAUGAUGUAUUAUGAAUGCUAGGUCUCCUCACCAUGUAGUCUUUCUCUCUCCCUCUAGGUGUAGCCUCAGAGUUUGUAGUGAACACCUGUAAUGCAGGGUCGGGUUCCCUGUCUGUGACCAUCGACGGUCCCUCUAAGGUCAAGAUGGACUGUUCUGAGUGCCCCGAUGGCUACAAGGUCAUCUACACACCCAUGGCCCCUGGCAACUAUCUCAUCAACAUCAAAUAUGGAGGACCCAACCAUAUAGUGGGCAGCCCCUUCAAAGCCAAAGUCACAGGUGUGUGUUCGGUGUGUGACGUGUGUGUGCAGCUUGGCUGCCAGAGCUUGAUGAAAAGGAUGUUUGAGGUUUUUGGUAUAAAACGAGACACUCUGAAAAGUUAAAAGUUCCUAUAAAUUAUGUAAGGAAUACAAAGUAAAUAAAUAACAAAUUACGUAAAUGUUACAUAAAUAAUCAUUUUCUCUCAUCGGGAUUGUAAAUUGAAUAGUCACUGACUUCAAUGCUGAAGACUGAGUGCAUUCUCUGAAGCACUGGCAAAAUGGAGAAAAUAAGGCUAGAUGUGUUGUUGUGAAGUUACAAAGAAUCCCUCCGAGUAUGAGGAAUCUAUGCUGUAUAAAUAUGUUGAUAUGGGGAAUACAGUAGCCUACAGGUUGGCAGUGUUGUUCUAAGUAGCCUCCCACCCUCUCAUAAGAAACCCCCAUCCAUGGUGCUCUUGUCUGUACUGAGGAGGGGAAGUGUUAGGUUAUGUAAUGUCUGAUUUGAGUCGUGACUGCAGCUCUCCCUCCCUCCCUCAGGUACCCGUCUGUCUGGUGGUCACAGCCUUCACGAGACGUCCUCGGUCCUGGUAGAGACGGUCACUAAGACGUCCAAGGUGGCAGGAGCGUACAGUUCCUUGUCCUCCUCCUCCUCCAAACUGACCUCAGACGCCAGCAAGGUGGUGUGUCGAGGCGGCGGGCUCACCAAGGCUCUGGUCGGACAGAAGAAUAUAUUCAAUGUGGACUGCAGCAAAGCAGGUGAGAUGGACAGACUCGAGGAAUAGAUACACACACAAACAUGUAACACACACACACAUACACACCUCUAGUACCAUUCCUAACCCUCCCCUCCUCCAGGUACUAACAUGUUGCUGGUGGGAGUGCACGGUCCCAGGACCCCUUGUGAAGAGGUGUAUGUUAAACACAUGGGCAACCGCCUGUACAACGUCACCUACACUGUCAAAGACAAGGGCAACUACACCGUUAUCGUCAAGUGGGGGGAUGACAGUGUCCCUGGCAGCCCCUUCAAAGUAGCUGUGCCCUGA